This is a messenger RNA of Xyrichtys novacula (pearly razorfish), 45696 nucleotides long. The record is from the annotation of a GenBank genome assembly. Lineage: Eukaryota; Metazoa; Chordata; Actinopteri; Labriformes; Labridae.
GUCGCCGGAGGAGACUCGUGCCACCGGAGCCCCUUUUAGACGUCAGCUCGUGCUCACCGGAGGAAGGAAAAUAAUGGUGAAUAUCACCGUCCGCCUGAUGAUCCGGAUUAACAAAUACUCGGUAAUGAAUGGAGGAUUGGAGAGAGAGGGAUUCCGCCUCACGUUUAACGACUCCGCUGGUUUCUACCGGCGAUUUAUGGAGGACGUAGCCACACACUGAGGACUGAUACUAACCCGACCGUGACCGACCUAUUAUCUGCCGGUCUGACGGUUUCUUUUAUUUCUUAUUUAAUUAUUAUUUUUUUUUAUCUCCGGUGAUAUCAGGAAAAGCACGCGCGAAGGUAGGUUUCCUGUUUAUUUGUGUUCCUACGAAUCCUAUAUGAGGGUGCGCGUGUGUAUAAGCACGAGGGAAGGUGAGAUGGAUGUUGUAGUAAAAAUGGUUUGUGUAUGAAUGUGUGUGUUUGUGUGUGUGGGGAGGCUCACAUAUCCGUGCAGCACAACCGUAAGAUGAAAAAAAAAUCGACAGUAUUCCGAAUUUAUGUCCACAAUAACAACGAUGCAUUGUUUAUCAUCAUUGUAAAUGAUCAUCUGUGUUUCAACCACAAGGAUAUAUUCGUUUAGGACCCCAUUGAUUAGAUAUUUCCAUCACUACAGCAGAAAUAUUGUGAAAAUACGUCUAACGAAUAUAAAAGAUAAUCAGUAUUAGACAACUGAAACACAUAUUCAUGUUGUGAUUACGAAAAGACAGCUGCAGCUGUAAUGAUGCUGCAACGGAUAGUCGAUUAAUUGAUUGUUAGGCGAAGGAAUUUUGAUCGCCAUUAUUUGAUAAUGAGCAAACAUUGGCCAGUUCAAGCUUUUAUAAAAUACGUAUUUGCCUUUUCUGCUUGAUAUUAUACUAAGUAAAUCAUUUUCGUGUGAUACCAAACAGUAGAGAUUUGAUGAUGCCAAUUAGUGCUUUUGGAAAUUGUGAAUUGUGAAUAUUUUUGUGUUUUUGGAAGUAUUAAACUCAAAAAAGUAAGACAAGUCACAACUCAUUAAAAUUAGAAAAAUAUAGAUAUAACUCAAUAAAUAAAUAAAAAAAACGUCCAUACAUUGCCUGAAAAUAAAAAUAUAUAGUUGCAGCUUUACAAUAAUUUUUUAAUACCAGAUAAUGUGAUUGUUGCCUCCAGAAUAAAAGUAUGAAGUAUGAGGGAAACAAAUUAAUUCAGCAAAUAAUACAUCUAAAACCAGGGGUUGAGAUUUGCAUGGUUUUGUGGAGGGAUUUUAUCUUUUUGAUCUUCUUUAGAUCUGUUCUGCUUAUUUUUUACCCCAAAUUCUGGUCAGUUUUUAUUCCUGUUGCUUGCUCUGUGCAGGACGUCUGUUUAUGCCAGCUGGUGGUUAACAGUUGUUUUGGCAGGAAACAGAAAUCCUUUGUGCUGGAAAUGACGGGAUUAUCUCUCACAAUACUGCUUCCAUUAUUAAUCCAUAAUAUUCUGCCGGUCCUCCUUACAAGCAGAGUCUGUCUAUCUAUCUAUCUAUCUAUCUAUCUAUCUAUCUAUCUAUCUGUCUGUCUAUCCGUCUGUCUGUCCUGUCCUGUCUGUCUGUCUAACACCUUCCCAUUCAUCCAUCCAGGUAUCUGAUAUACCAUUACAGUGAUAUAUUGAUGUCCUGAGUUGUGCAACUGAGCUAAACAGCAAGCUACUCCUACGGUUAGUUACGCAGCUGCUAACUAGCAGGAGUUGUGUGUUUCCGUUUCAAUAGGGACAUCAUUAACCUGCAUGUCCAAUCCUUGUAUGAGUGUCAUUUAUUAAAGCUCACUUAUGUUUGUUUUAAUCUAUAGCUAUAGCUUUUGUGGCAUUUGAUAUAUUCCCUUAAACAUGCUAACUAAUCACAUUUGUGUUGUGUGUUUAGUAACCUCGAUUUGGGCAUGGUAUCCUCUAAUAUUAUAUUGUGAUAUACUAUAUUUUAAGUGUCAUUUGUACCACUAUUGCACCGUAGAUAGCUGUUUUCCUUUUGUGCUGUGUAGCACCAUAUCACACCAUUUCACAUGGUAUCUUACUGGGGUUUUUGCGUGGUGUCGUACUGUUUUGUUUGAUGUAGUAUAUAGUUAAAUAUCAUAUUGUCUUUAUCAUAUGUUACUGGUGUUUAUUGUGUGGUGCAGUAUCUUAUCAUACAACACUGUAUACCAUAUAUGGUAUUGUGGCUAAUCCAUUAUCCUGAGUAAUCCUGCAAUUCCUUCACUGUAAAUUUCGAAGAUGGUCAGUUUCAGCGUCUUUUUGGAGGAAUGACUUUAAAACUGCAUGUAAACAAAAGAUGCAUCACGCAGUUAUGUACUUAAAAUCAGUGUUUGCAAGUGUUUGUUCAAGCCACAAACCUUAGUUUUAAGCCUGAAUGGCAUCUUAGAGGUAAAGCUCAGUGAAAAGAAGGUUUUAAGGACUUCUUUCUGUCUCUUAACCUUCCUGUUUCUAUGCACAUGGAAAUCUAACCACUGUGCAACUGUAGCUAAAACCAGGAUUAUGGAUUCAGGCUUUCAGAUGCAUAAAAACUGAAUUGGUUUUUAUUUACUGAAAACUUUAAAAAUGUGAGCGCAGAAGUAAAUCCCUGAGAUGAGUUGUCUCUCUUCUAUACUUUGUCCCUUCUUAGCCUCUCUCUGGCUUCUUUUCCUAGACAGUGGCAGGGCAGAUGGAUGUAAUCCCGGGUUAAUCUGCCUAUCCCUGUAGUUCACAGUCUGGGUUUAACACUGCUUCAAUCAGGCCCCCCUACCAUGUUAGUUGUUACUUUAAUUAGAUCACUCACACAGCAUCGCCACUGCCAAUUAAACAAAUACAGAACAAAGGAUUUUCUUAAGUCUCAUGACCUUUCAUUUGGAUAUGCAGUUUCGUUAAAAACCCCUUCAUUUAUACGCCAGAUUUUACGCUCUUUUAGACAAUAAUAUAUCCAAACCUGUGGGACGAUGUACUCUGGUCUUUGGCCGCAUGUGCUGAGAAUAGGUGAUACAUUAGCGAUCAUGAAAUAGCUUGAUACUAAUUGAAAAUCCACAGUGUUGGUGAGCUGUACCUGUGUGAGCUUAGUUCUAUUUUCUGACUUCCUGUAGGAAGUAAGCGUUUAGGAAAUGGACGGAGUUUGAUUUAAUGCUGCGGUAUCAUCUUCCAUAUGGUGAGAGUGAGAGCAGAGUGACCGCCCGCCUGGUGUCCUUGGUGAACUUUCAGAGGAUGAUGAAUCUCUCCUGAAGUUGUAUGUGCUGAUCAUAAAGCCCUCAGCACUCAGCGGUCCUGACUUUAUAGUGGUAUAAAGUAUCCUGUUAGAAUGACCCUGAUGUGAAUGAUAAAAGAAACCAAAGAUACAACAAGUCUCUGCAGAAUAAAAAAGGUUGCGUUAACUUUUGGAUUUGGGUUUUUUUAAACAAGUUUUAAAAUGUUCAAAAACCAGUGUUACAACAUAUUUAAAAAAUAUACUAUAUAUUUUAAAUAUGUUAAUUUAAUUAUUUUUGUCCAAGGCCCUGUUACUAUAAAAUUAGUCAUUAUGUAUCAUUGAUCAUUCCCUGUUUUAUUGUUUCAGUUCCAAUGCUAUUGUAUUGUGUUAGAUCAUAUCGUAUCAUAUGAUAAUGUAUUCUAUCGUACUGUAUCCUAUUGUACCUGAACAUUACUGAAUUGUGUUGCAUCCUUUUCUAUUGUAUUGUAUCGUAUCAUACCGUACCGUACCGUACCAAACUGUAUCGUAUCAUACUGUCUUAUCGUACCGUACCUUACCGUGUCAUAUUGUACCAUACCUUACCGUAGUGUAUCGUAUCGUACCUAACCGUAUUGUACUGUACCUUACCGUAUCGUAUUGUACCGUACCGUACCGUAUUGUAUCGUAUCGUACCUAACCGUAUCGUACCUAACCGUAUCGUACCGUACCUUACCGUAUCUUACCGUAUCUUACUGUAUCGUAUUGCAUCGUAUCCAAAUUUUUUGUAUGGUAGCAUAUCAUAUCAUAUCUUAUUGUACUGUAUCGUAUCAGAAUAUAUUUUACGUUGUUAUAUGGUGUCAUAUCAUAUCACAUUUUAUCAUAUCGUAUCUUAUUGUAUCAUCUGGUCUCUUAUAAUAUCAUGUCAAUCUUAUGUAUUGCAUGGUAUUGUAUUGGGAUAAAAUGAGAGAUAGAAACCGGGCAUUUUCAGCUUAAAUAAAACGACUGAUUUAAAGGAUACUCUGUCAUGUGAUUGUAAAGGCAAAUGGGAAAUUAAAACUUCACCUGCAAAAGAAACUGCAGGUCAGCUGAGCUCAUGUUUCUCAAAUAUUUAAUAAAGUGGCGUUCACUUUCACUUCAGUCAGCUCAGGUUAUUAAGUUUUCAAUUUCCUUUAAAAGUUUUUACUCAAAGCCACCGGUGUGAGGCGGCCCCCAGAGGCUUCAGUCGACUUCAAAGAGUGUAAAAGUGAGACGAGUUUACGGCUUAAAAAGAAGGGUAAAAGGUGAGAAAAUCAGUUGACCCUUUGUUUGUUUAUCUACAGGAACUUUUCACACACACACACACACACACACACACACACACACACACACACACACACACACACACACACACACACACACACACACUCCUUUCCUGUGUGUAGGGAGUCCUGAGCGAUUACAGGAAGUCAGGAUUGGCUCCUCUGGGGAAGAGAGAUAAGAACAUGUUUGUGUGUUUGAGCAAGUGUGUGGGAGUGUGUGCGUCUGUGUGUGAGGGAGUGUGUGUGGGUUUUGGAAGUGAAGCGGUCUGCACUCAGCUUUUACUAAUAACACACACACAUUGAGACACAAACAAGCAUUGUAAAACAAACCGGUCUUGUGUGUGUGUAUGCCUUUUGUUUUAGUGUUGUCGUAUGAUACCGAUCCAUGUCCUUCCCUCACAGCGAGCAGAAACUCUGUGAGGUUCGAUGAAAAGUGAAAUCCCUCCUCAGUGUUUGGAGGAAGGUGUAAUCAGUCACUGUAAAACAAAAGCCGACCUCCACGUCAGGAGGAGAAAAUCAUUAGAGAAUCCCCAGGAGGAGCGAGAGAAGUUUCUGGGGCAGAGGACGUGUACUCUGCUACACAAACACACACAGAUAAUAGAUUUGAUCUGUGAACAGGUAGAACAGGAUGGAGGAUUUGAAUUGAAUUUGCAUGUAGUUCAAUAGUGGUUUACGUCCUGCUAGACCAGGAAUCCACCAGACCCACCAGCCAGCUCAUAUUUACUCACACUGUCAGGUGGACAGUGGAGUGAUUGUCAUUUUAGACGAUGUCCUACCAGUUUUAGAUACAGCGAACCAAUCACAGUCCUUUUAUCAGAAAUAAGAUACUGACUUCACAGGAGUGUUACCUCAGCUAUUACAAAAACAACCAAGAUGGCCGUUUUUACGGAAGGGGGGUCUGUUGAACAUGCUGAUUUGUUACAUGACAACAGCUAAUUACCCAAAGUUGCAGCGGAGACUGAUUGGAACUUUCCCGAUUAUGCUGUAAAUCAAAAGAGACAUAACACAUGUUUAUCGUGAUAAUGGUAGAUGUAAAAGUAUGAACAUCCAUCUUAAAGGGAAACAUAAAUUAGGACUGAGCAGAAACAGCUGAUGGGUCACCAAAGUCAUGAAGCUCUAACCUGCAUGCAUCACAGACAUCUGACUCGAAUUACACAGCAUCAUCCAGGUUCCAGAUCAGUUUAGCAUCCAGCUAGUUCAUGUUCACCGACACCAUUUGUCUUUGUGCUUAACGUUUUCCCCUCUCAUUGCUCUCCACUUCCACAUGCCUUCAGAACAAUGACAUGACGUAUUGUAAGAGGCAGUGAGUACGGACCACAGUCAAGGAAGUAAUCCUAGCAGUCAGAAGACAGACGCCAUCCUAAAUGCUGCAAUAUACGACUAAAUAUUUUUGUGUUUACAGUUAAUUAUGGACUGAUAAAUUUGUUGGCCGAUUUAUUGGACCCAUUAAUGACAUUUUGAUGUAAUAGGCUUCAUAUUGGCAUGGGCCUUCACAAGGUCAAUAUCAUCAUUUUCAUUUUCCAAAUAAGAAUGCAUUCGACAGCAUAUCAAAUCAAAGACUUGACUAGUGUUUGAUAUAAAUUCAAGUGAUUAUUCUGUAUUGAACAGUGCAGUUUAAUAAUUAAUAUUAAUAUCUAAUAUGAUUUUUUUUUUCUUUCUUACUAAUACCAGAUAGCUGGGCAAAAAUCGAAAAGUCCCUUAAAGCAAUAUUUUGUAAGGCCUAAUAUUUAUCUGUCAGUAUUCAUUAUUAAAAAAAAACAUUCACAUGAAUUCAGCAUUAUUGUGUUAUUUUUGUUAUAGUGAAAAAAAUAAUGAUGUCAGCAUUAUACCUGUAAUCAGUUUACAAUAUUAGUUUUAAGAUAUAACCUUACAACACAACAGCUUAUUGUAAAAUCCACUCACCUUGUGAGACCAGCAGCUUUCUGGCAAUUAAUGCUUUGUGUUUCAGUGACAUCCAAGGACUUUUUUAUCCUACAUAUAAGAUACAUUUCUUAUCAGAGACUGUCUGGAUCCAACCCUGUGAAACAAAGGUUAUCCAUGAUGAUUUAUGUAUUACUUUUAGUGACACAGUGGGAUUUCUGUUGUCAGCUUACUGAGCGAAUGACCUUUUAACCGGUCUGACGCUACAUCUGUGAUCAGCUGACCUUAAAAGCCUCAGUCCCUGUCUUAGCAGAGCAGUCAAAAUAAUAAAACUCAUUUUAGAUUUGUGUUGUUGACACAGAAAAAUGUAUCUAAUUUCUAUUCGCACAGAAAAUCCACAGGAAUUGAGAGAACCAAAAGAUUUGGCUUGAUUGGGAAUUGAGAACAACCAUAAAAUCUCAAUGAUUUCUACAAACUAAACUUACACUGCAACUUUACUUAAAAUGUUAGAAACACAGCUGGAAUUACAUGGAACAACUUGGCAGUAGUUUUAACUUGACAAUGAAAAAUUUUCUCUUGCAUUAGAUCAAGCUGGUUCCCUCUAAUCUCAUAAGCAGGAACAAACAGAUGAGUUCGUCAGAAAGUGCUGUCAUUAAUUUUCAGUUAGGAUCAGUAAGAGGGAGUCAAAUGUGGGAGAAAAAAGCAGAACACUGCCGGUAAACAUGACUAACAUUUCACAGACACAUUGUAUGAUUCAGGCUUGUUAGGGGGAGACCACAUUAAGCCUCAUGAAGGCUAUCAGCAGGGAAACACAUCUCCAUUAUUCAGAUAACACACUGCACACUUGUCUGAAAAACAGGCAUUUCCUUUAGACAAAGUUCAUUCUGGUGAAGAAAGACGACUCAUGGGGAAAAACUCAGAACACUCAGAAGCAAAAAUCUGUGUCAGGCGCACUUUGGAGUAUUUGGAGGCAAUAUGACUCACAACAGAGUAGGCGCUCCAUGUACAUGUACAAUAUACUGUAUCACCUGUGAAAUGGACUGUAACAUCUGUGCUUGUUAACAUCAGGGUAGUAGAGCAUUGAAGUAUCAAAGCUGUAGCCAUGAGCAGGAACUAUGUCCAAACUUUGGCGUGCACAAGAUAUUAACAUUUAAAGGGAUAUUCUGGUGUAAACUUAAAGUAGGGUCAAACACACCAUAACACCAAGUUAGACACCCCCUAGAGAGAUGAAUGUUGCCGACCGCUUGCUUCUCUAGUUAUACCAACAAGCAUAAUAGCAAUACACAGCGGUCUGAGGAACCGUAAACAAACCUCAACCAAAAUGCCACUCUAUAGCCACAAAUAAUGUUCAGAACAGCACCUAACUUCAUCAACAGUACAUAUAUGGUCCUAGCCACAGCACCAAACAUGUUUUUAACUUUGCCUAAUUUCUUAAGCAUAGAGACUAAACACAACUCACCUACUAAUAAAGUUAUUCUUAUUCUUAUUCUUACUCUCUUCCAGCAGCCACUUGUUUAUAGCAAGACCCAGUCCGUCACCGACUGAGGCAGGGGGACACAGUUCAAGGAAGAACAUUCAUGAUCAUUUCUUCAUAAUUUCCUUGAAGUAAUAAUCACCAUAAUAAUCAUUUUGCAUUGCAGACACGAUAGUUCUUCAGCCUUAGCGUCUCGGUCUGAUUGCAUGUCCAUGAUGUAAUAAUCAUAAAUGUUCUUCCUUGAGCUGCGUCACCCCACUGCAGUCUGUAAUGGACUGGCCCGAGGUCUCGCUACAAACAAGCGGCUCCUGGAAGAGAGUAGGUGAGUUGUGUUUAGUCUCUUUGCGAAAGGAAUUAGGCAAAGUAAAAAAAUUGUAUGGCGGCUAGUGCUGUGGCUGGGACCCUAUAUGUACUGUAGAUGAAGUUAGGUGCUGUUCUUUUAUUAUUAUUAUUAUUAUUAUUAUUAUUAUUAUUAUUAUUAUUAUUAUUAUUAUUAUUAAUUUUAUUAUUAUUAUUAUUGUUGUUGUUGUUGUUGUUGUUGUUGUUGUUGUUGUUGUUGUUGUUGUUGUUGUUGUUGUUGUUGUUGUUGUUGUUGUUGUUGUUGUUAUUAUUAUUAUUAUUAUUAUUAAUAAAUGUUUGGGCAUUUUUGCCUCUAUUUGACAGAACAGUUGUAGAGAGAAUUAGCCUAGAAUUGAAAUGCAAUGAGGAUUAUUGUCUUUGUACAUGGCACACCCAGAACAUUAGGUCAUCAACGCCCCAAAUAGCAGUUCUUUUAAUUUGCAUACAGUCACUCUCUUACUUAUAAAACUAGGUGGACAGUGAAAAUACAUAAAUUUAGAUGAGCAUUUAACUACCUGUAAACAUAUAUAUAUACUAACAUGUUCAAAUAUUCAUUAAGAUGCCACAGCAGAGGUUUGUUCAUGUGUGCAGGACAGAAAAAGUUAGAGGAGGUCAGACUGAGCAGGAACUGAUGACAGAUGGUGUGUGUGUAUGUGUGAGUGAGAGAGAGAGAGAUCCAAACAACACACAGCUCCCUCUCCCCCACGCUUACACACACACACACACACACAUCAUGCAUGAGCCUCUCACCAUGUCAGUGCUGAGUCACAUUUACUGGCUGCAGACCACAAACACUGACUCAGAUCAGUUUCUUCAUUUUCCCAGACCUCUUUAAUCUGUUUUUCACCCUUUUCUGCGUUUCCUGUUGUCCAGAUCUUGUUCACCUUUCUAGUAGAAGUCCAUAAUCUCAAUAAACCCUCAGUUUAACACUUGAUUUUAUGCACACAGCAGGGACUGUCGAUCUCAGUGUAUGUUGUGUAGUUGUUGCUGUAUUCAUAUGUUGUAUUUUAAGAUAUGUUCUAAUCAACUGUUGCAUUGACAUGGCGAUAAAGCUUUGGAUUACUGAUUUGCAAACAUAAGACUGAAAAACGUUUGGACGAUACUUUCAAACUGCUUUAAGAGUUUCUGCAAAAAUAUGUUCAUUACAUUUAAUAAUUGAGAACACCAGUGCCUGAAAUACGCACAUUUUGAUCAUAUUUGUUUGACAAUACUGAAAUACAACUGUUGGCGUUUCUGUGUGUUUUUCUCUAUUUUGACUUGUUUUUACAUGCAUGUCUGUAUUUCUAUAUAUGUAUCUUUAUAAACAUAAACGUUAAGCUGUAUACAUAUAUUUUUUAUAUAACUAUGUUAAAAUAUGCACUUUCUUUGUGCAUUAUUGGGGUCGACACAGAUUCGUCUUUGUCUCCCAUAUUCAGCCAUUGUCUCAUUUGUUUUCAGUACAUUUGCAUAAAAAGCCAACAUUUGCUGUGUCCCGACACACGCCCUGUCAUGUUGUCUUACAUACUGCUGUUCAGUCAGGCAUGUGUGAGUCUGUGUGACCGUGUGUGUGCGUGUGUCUCCAUUUUAAGCUCAGUCUCAUCAUUCCUGCUCACUUGUCAUUAAGGAUUAGCACACUGACACAAAUUACACACACAUACAUGCAAAGCUAAGCUAGCAGCUGCCUUGUAUUUCAUCAACCAGACAUGGAGAUGACUCCAAAAUGCUGCCUGUGUGAGACGCUUAGUCAGGCUGAAAUUAAGCUGUAUUUUAGACAACCCUUAUGUGAAGUUUUGCUCUUUAUAUACUCUCCUUCUUAGACAGGUUUAGUCAGCAGUUCUGUCAUUUUUUUUCAUAAUUAAGAGUUUAAAAAGAAGAGUUUACAUAUGAUUUGUUUUGAUCAGUGCCUUAUUUAAACUGUUGGUUUGCAGCAUGCCGUGUGGUUCCUCUGAUCUGUUGCCCUGCUUUUCAUCCACACACACACACACACACUUACACAUGUAGCAUUAAUAUCUCAGUACACUGUGGUCUGUCCUUGUGGAGUCACCCCAUCUCCUGCUCUCUCUGCACCUGGCAAUAGAUCACCUGAUUUACCCUCCUGUGGAUACACACACACAUACAUACACACACACACACACACACACACAUCCUCCAAUGUUUCCCCUUGAGGAUACGCAACAAACAAGAGGAGGGAGCAAGGAAAGAUGUCUAAUAAUUGUUGGGUCAGAAAUGGGGCUGGCGAAAUUUUAUUUUGGUACUUUUGUAAAAAUUGACAGGACUUUCCACAAAAUCAGCAAAACAAUCAGCAAAAAGAUUGAACUCAACUUAGUUUGAUUUUUCUUAAAGGAAUAUUCCGGCGUAAAAAUCACCUUAACACUGAGUUAGACACCCCGUCGAGAGAUGAAUGUUGCCGACUGCUUGCUUCUCUAGUUAUAUCAACUUUAGUAAAAAUGAAAUGUUCUUCCUUGAGCUGUGUCACUCCGCUGCAGUCUGUAAUGGACUGGCCUGAGGUCUCGCUAUAAACAAGUGGCUGCUGGAAGAGAGUAGGUGAGUCUUAAUAAGUCUCUUUGCUAAAGACAUUAGGCAAAGUUAAAAAAAUUGUUUGGUGGCUAGUGCUGUGGCUGGGACCCUAUAUGUACUGUUGAUGAAGUUAGCUGCUGUUCUGAGCAUUAUUUGUGGCUAUAGAGUGGUGUUUUGGUUGAGGUUUGUUGAUGGCUCCUCAGACCGCUGUGUAUUGCUAUCAUGCAGUUGUUACUAAAGUUGGUAAGACCUUGCAUAUGAAAUUAACACAAUGCCAAACCACACAUUUUACAACAGCAUGGCUCUGUAGUGGAAGAGUCCAGGUGCUAAACUGGCCUGCCUGCAGUGCUGACCUGUUAAACAUUUGGUGCUUUAUGAAAUAAAAGCAAGAGCCCAAACUAUUGAGGCAACACUUCACUUUUCAAACUCCUUAAGCUGGUGGCCUUGUAUUCUUAGUGCCCCACAUAUAGAGGCUGUUGUACUUGUUGCAGAGGUGGUUAGUUGGUCCUGCCUCAACCAUUUAGUGCAUGUCUGCCACGCUCUCUACUCCCCACAUUUUUGGUCUGUCUUCAGUUGUCCUGUGUACUUAGAAAAUUCAGUCAAGUAGAUAAGAUAAUCUCAAAGUUGUUUGAAAAUGUAGAGAUGAUUUUUCCAGAGGAGCAGGAGGACAGAGUUCUGCUUCAGGAGACAGAUGAGAGAGAGACCAGGCUGCUGUAGUCAGUGACGGUCAGCAGAGGGCGACAGAGAUUUUUGUGCAGUCACUUUGCUUUUCAUGAAAACACAUGGUGGGAAUUUUUGUGUCUUUUUCUGUCCUAACCCUGUUUUUUGUGGCACAGUCUCAUCGUACUAUUCAACUAAAACCAGACAAGCUGGAAGGCCUCUGUUUCAGGGAAAAACGUUAUUUUUCUGUCACUCAGACACAAAAGGAUUCUUUUUCUCAUCAGUUCUUGGACAGACAAUUGUGUGUUGUAUUAAAAUAGUCCCUUGUGUGGUGAAAUGUGAUGUUUGGCAGUAAGAAAACCACUUUGUAGAGAUAAAAUGAGUGGCAGGAACAGUUUAGGUUUUGUUUUUUAUGUGCUCUUUCUGUCUUUUGUUCAGUUUUCAUCUGUGAAUCUCAUAUAGUUAAAGUACUACAAUCUUUAAGUGGCACACACACUCUCUCUAUUACACACAAACACAGCGGUGUACAUCAGGCAGGUUAUAUUCCAACACACAUCCUCAUUAAUGGAUUGCUUAGCAACAGCAGAUGGUUGCCUGGCAACAUUAUCAGGCAGUAAGUUGGGUGUGUUCAAAAGUCUCACUGUAGUAAAGAGGAGGGGGUUGGUGUGUGUAAUAAAUCUUCUGCUUGUCAGACAAAUAAAAUAUUCUGCGUAGUCAGCUCCUUAAAUGCAGAUCAGUCAUGAAGCAGGAAUUUAAACCCAGCGAUCAAACACACAAACAGAGCUUCUACAACCAGUGUAGGGUCUCUGUGGACCAGUCUGUUCCUCAGGUUAAAUGUGAGCUUUAGUGAGGAUUUGUGAGAUUUCUAAUGGCCAGGUCACUUCAGAAAGCUUCACUCAAAUCUCCUUUACAUAUUUAUUAUUUUAUCUGUUGUGGAAGGUUGGUUUAGCUGGCAUAUAAAAACUAGAGAUGGCUUUACUAGACAGUAUAGAUCAAUCUAUCAGACUUAUUUGUAAAGGACUUGUCAUACAACAAAAUAACAUGAACAGAAAAUCAUUAAAAUCAAUCAAAACCCUGAUUCAUAUGUGGGGUUUAUAAUAAGCGAACAGACAGACAUAAAAUCAAAGAAUUAAAAAAAGGACCAGAGAAAAUGUUAAGAAAAGUUCAUACUAAGGGAACUCCAGAGGUAUGAAUUAAAUGCAAAAUAUGAGAUAGCAGGUAAAUAGCUAAACUAUUCUCAAAAAAUACUAGAUAGGAUAAUGAAACAAAAAGAUUAAACACCAAAAAGUCAGGUAAAAACAAUAAUAGGUAAAUAAAUUAAACAGACUAAAACUUAAAUAUGUAUAAAUAAGAAAAUAUAUAUAAGUAUACAGUAUCUUAAAUACCACACCAAAUUAAAAAAACAUGGAUAGUCUGUGCUGCCCUCCGAUCGUCAGGCACUGUCAAACUUAAGACUACACAUGAAUAUAUGUAUAUACAAAACAGCCACCCUUUAACUCAUGAAUGUGUUUUUUGUGCUUCAAACUAUAACUUUGAGAAUUUCUGUUUGAAGUGUUUUACAUUGAUGUGAAUGAGGCUUGUCUCACUUUUGGUAACAGCCUCGAGUGGUCACUUGAGGAAAUGCAGCAUUAGUGCUGAUAGACUGGCUAUAUUUUACAGUCUCAGAGGUUUCCAGGAGAAUUAAAAAUUCCUACAUUUUUCUGCUUUUUUCUUUUCUUCAGGGUUUGACGUUGAGUUGGACUGAGUGACCUGACCUCUGAAAUAAUCAUGUUUCGGAACAGCCUGAAGAUGCUGCUGGGAGGCAAAAGCCGCAAAAACAACAACAGUGGUAAGUAUCUCUCUUAUCAUUUUGAGUGUAUCGUCUCUGAUCAUUUUUACUUCGUUGAGGUCUCUCUUGAAUAAAAAACACCACUGUGCCGUAAGCUAAGAAUGUGUUUAUCCAACCAACAACGUGUCUACUCUGAUGACCAGAGGUAAGGUCACAGAUAUGUUUUUCUCUCUUAAUCUUCCUCUUUUAAUUAACAGGUGGAGGUAACAUAGAUUCUGAGGGGUCAGAGGUCAGGAUGAUGGAGGGAUUCACCCGCUCACUUCCCUCUUCUCCGCUCCUAAACCUUCGCUUGGGAAAAAGGCCGGGUAGGUCUAUCUUAUCUUUUAAAAAGUCCAUCAAACUGAAAAAAAAAAUCCAAGUGUGGUACAUUCACAUGAUUUACAAUCUGUCUUCAGUCAGAAACAUGUACACACACUCACACAGCACAAACACACACUCAUCACACAGAGAGAGAAACAGAUGGCAGUCUCCAGGAAAACACAGGCCAAACAAACAUGGCGGCUUUGCUCUGUAUCUGUGAUUUUAGAAAUGUUUCACCACAGAUGAAACCUGAUUGGACCAGAUUUUGCUCUGUCAGCUGUUCUGUCUGUCGCCCCAGAUUUUAGAGGAUUAAAUGAUCUGUUGUCAGGCUGCGCUCAAAGAAACAUUCGCUCUGCAGUUUGUAGAAUAGUGCUUACAUUUAAGAGCUGUGUCCGUAGCUGUCUAAAGCAUGCAAACUCUGAGAAGGGGCAUCAUGUAUUAACACAUCACCAUAAUCCAGCACUGACAUAUGAGUGGCAGAGAACACUCUCCUAUAAAGGAAUAAAAGGCGUAAAAUUGAUUUAGGGUCAAACACACUGUAACACCGAGUUAGACACCCUGUCGAGAGAUGAAUGUUGCAGACCGCUUGCUUCUCUAGUUAUACCAACUUUCGUAACAAUUGCAGAUAGCAAUACAGAGAGCCACGGGCUCAACCAAAACCCCACUCUAUAGCCACAAAUAAUACUCAGAACAGCACCUAACUUCUUGCAUGCACUGAGUCCCGUCAGAUGGGUGAUUGUUUUGAUUCAUGAUCUUAAGGUCUCAGGCAGCACACCAUUAAAAAGAGACAUGACUCUGUUAGUGGAAGUCACUGCAUGGGCUUGUCCACCACAGCCAUGCAAGGGUCUAGUCCUACAUGGUGAUAAUUAACGAGGUCAUUCACCAGCUGAUUUUUUUGCAACUAAAAAGCUCCACCAUCAUUAUUUUGGCAUGGCAUUUUGUGUAAGUGAGACAUCUUUAAUCAAAUGUCAGUUCAAUAGAAGAAUCAGGAAAUAUUUAUCUCAAAAACUCAGAUGGGGACUGAAAAUAGUUAAAUGCUAACAAUCAAACUUUUUAUUAAAAAAAAAAAACGAGAACCUUCUUUGUGAUGUCAUUGUUGUAUAUAAGAGUGAGCCAAACAGUUUAUCUGGGAAUAAAACCAGAAAAAUAUGAACCAAGAGUUCAACUAUUGUCUUUUUGUUUCUUCCUUUCUAUUCUCUUUUGCGCUCACACUCAUACAGCUGUGAUCUGUUAGACUGUAUCUGGCAGCAGAGGGGGGGGUUUGACCCCUGACCCUACAUUUGAUCGUCCCUCUGUGCCACGGUGAGGGAGGAAUCACAGAAUUGUAACCUGACCCCCCCUCUUCAUCUCCUCCUCCUUUUUCCUCUCCUGCUGCUCGUCCUCUUCCUCCUCCUCCUCCUCCUCCUCAGGGUUGACUUGACACACUUCUCCUAAACACUACCAUGUGCAGCCUCUUUCUGUUUUCUCUCCUCUACUCGCUUACUGUCAAAACAUGAACAUAAUGAGCCAAGAAAACUUCUCAGAGUCAGUACGGUAUGAUUACAAACACGUUCAGGCUCUGGAAACCGUUGCUCUUAACUUUUUUUUUUCGCUCUGCUUGGUGUCUUUGUCACCCCUCACCUCUUUCUGUACCCCUACUCUCCCUCUUGGCUCAUUCCUGCAUUUCUUGAAAGGCAAAAAAGUAGGUCAAAAUUAGGUUAGGACAUGAUUGAAAGAAAGGCUGAUUCAUGGAAAUAGAUCCUCUUCUUCGGCCACAUGGGGGAGUUGAAUGAGUUCACAAGAAUAACACUGACAUAUCACCACAUUUGAAACGAGCAGUAACCCUUAGGGCUGAGAAAUCUAUCCAUCAGUAUGGAGGUCCCAAAAACUGCAGUUCCUCAAGUGGCCAGUGGAGGCUGGCUCUGAAAGUGAGUCAAUCCCUAUCAGGCCCUAUAUUACAACGCUGACCUUUACAUGUUUACAGCCUGAGUAAACUGCUUUGGUCUCUUCAGCUCAUUCAUCCAGUCUUUGACUAUUUGUGGUCAUGAAAAUUUAAGUCUUUAGAGCAUGAACAACGUAACCACUGAUUGAAGGGAUUCUAAUUCCCCUCAGCACCUGCUCACUAUACAUUCACCUGCUCAUGUUUGACACAAAGCAUCAAUUUAAAAAGGAUUACUUUAUACAGCUAAAACAAUUUGCCCCUAAAGCUGAAAACAUAAAGGAUCCGUAUUGAGCGCGUUCUGUAUUUGCUCCGUAGAGUAGCAUUUGGUAUCACAUACAGGAUGUGUAUUUGGAGCGUGGCAGCAGCAUAGUGCGGCCCUGGUCAGCUGGGCUCAGUAUAGAGGAAACAACAUGCUCACAACAGGUUGUUUUGCCUUUCUCUGGUCUAUUUCUCCUGCUAAUUUGGAUAUAAUUCAGUGACCGUUGAGCCUCUACUGUAUGUGAAAAGGCAACGUGAUUUUACAGUUUCGGUUUUUACAGGUUUACUUGUGUAAAAUAAACUAUGUUACUUUAUGCUGUGCUGUUACCUUCAGACAGAGUUAGCAGUCAAAAGUCCUGUUGGGGUCCACAUGGAUCAGGGGUUGACCAUGGGAUUGUUCUGUGUUACUGCUAAAUCCAUAACCAGGAAAUAUACGCAUCCUGUAUGUUUUACCCCUUAGAUUCUGCUGCAGAAAACGUUACCAGCAGAUUCUUAUCAGUGUUCUUGCAGAACUAAUCGAACUAAAAAUUUUAAAUUAACAGCCAAGUUUAGACAUUAGCCUGCUUAUUUAUGUCUGAAAUUCUUGGCUGUCUGAAGCAGUGCCAUGAACAGGACUGGUCUGGAUCCUGUCACUGAGUUACACCAAUGAUUUCUCUUAAUUUUAUGGUUGUUUUGAUCACUCUUGUUAGUUUCUGUCUAUUGGUUGUUCGACAUUUUUUGUCAUUGGGUUGUUGUUAAUGUUUCAGACCUCACUGGUAAAGUCAUGGAGCAUUUGUUUUUAUGAUUAGUCCAGAAAUCAAGAUUACUGCUGGAGGUUUAAAGAGUUUAAUAAAUUGUUGGACAGCCCUACAUCUAAUCCAACUGUAAAUCCAAAUGAAUACGUUUUAGUCAAACUUCAACCUUUCUGAACUCUUUGUCAUUAUAAUGAUUUUUUAAUCAAAAAUAUUCAUUUUAACUUUGUUUCAGAGCAUCAGCUGAACAUCAUUUUACUGCUUAAUGAGAUUCCAGCUUUUUAUUUGCUUCUUUUCUUUCUACAUUUUUCACAUUUUAUGGGCUUAACUGGAUUACAGUUUUCCAUCUGCUCUGUGAUUUGUGGUCAGACGCUCUUCUGUUCUUGGAGGAAAGAGUUUAACUUUAAUUGUAGCUUUUCGGAGAGUCUUCUUUUGAGUCUUUUUCUUUCUUUUUGACUGUUUUCUACGAGAAGAAGAAAGGAGAGCUGAAUGUUUUUCCAAACUUCUCGACGUGUAGCAGAUUACUCUCUUCGGUUCCCCCUGCAGUCUUUCCCUCUCUCUGCUCUGUAUGAGUGUGUGUGUGCGUGAGUGUGUGCGUGUGUGUGUGUGUGUGCUGUUUUGGGUUGGAGGAGGGGAGCUUUUGAUUUUCGGUGCAGUCAGACGAGGGAGGUCGACUUUCAGAGCAGAUAGGGAGGCUCGGCUGCUGAAAGAAAAACUCUUCUUACUCUUGGAAACUUUGCUUGUUUUCUCUUGAACAAAGACAAACUCGUCUGGAAGGACUUUGAAACUUUUUCUUCUUGCUCCAGUUUCUCUCUUUGCUGAGUUUUGAGGAGGCUCUACCUGUGGAUGAGAGGACUUACAUUUUUUGGCAUAAAAAGGACAAUAAGCAGUUGAUUCAUUAUCCAGAUGUGUUGUGUUUGAAAGCGUUUGGAUUCCUCUGCAAAGAAUCUGCCUUUUCAGCUCAAAUGAGGUUUGACUUGAACCCCGGUUUUCAUAUCUGAUCAUCCUGCUUUUUUAACUCGGCUACCCCUGGUGUAUUUUUUCUUUCUUGGAGAGUCUCUUCCUCUUAUCUCUGUAUCCUUGCCUCCUUCACCUCACUCUCCUUCUCCUCUUUGUGCACUCUGGAGAAGAAGGAGGAGCUCAGGAGCAAAAUGAAACAGACCAGAUGGUGAUUUUAUCUCCUGCAUUUACGUUUCUUGCAAGUCGAGGACAGGCAGCAUGACAGCAAAGCAACACUCAACCGGACUUGAAAACUUUGCUCUCAUUCAUCCAUAAAACUCUUGUUUUCUGAAAGCAAUAGCUGCACUUUCGGUUCUUGGCUCCGCCCCCUUCAUGGAAUCUCUCUGAGCCAAUCAGAUCUCACAGCAGACUCACGAUGGACUGCACAGCGGCUAUUUUGAAAGCCUGUGCCAGCUCCAGAACCAAGCUGUGUCGGCUCAGGCGGCGGCCCUCCUCCUGGCGACCGGCGGCUCACUGCAGAUGUGGCAGAGGUGUCUUGGCAGCAGGGGUCGUAAACCGCGCCUCCUCGCUGCUGCAGUGUUUGCUGUUUUACACCUGCUGCUGUCUGUCACCAGAGGAUAACUCAGAGCUGUGUCCAGAAUGGAGGGAUGAAGGAAGAAGAAGAAGAAGUGAGGAGGAAGGUGAGAAUGAAGGAAACCCUGGAGGUUUCUACUUAGAUCAGAACUGACUCUUAAACUGUCAGUGUGUCUUUAAUAAUCACUGUAUCAUAAAAUAUCUCAAUCUGUCCAGUGAGGAGUGGAUGGCAUCAGUGAACUGUGACUUGGGGAAAUCUUGAGGCACUGCGUUGUUUUCAAAUAGGUAGUUAAGAUUAUUGACCCAACAAUAAAUGAGAACAAGAAACGAUAAACACAAAUGAGCAAGAUUUAAUUAAAACCCAAAAUCCAUUAAAGAUGGUACAUUGUCUGAAUGUUUCUGAAAGAGGACUUUAUUGGUUUGCAAAUUAUGUGAAAAACAAUAUUUAAUUCAAGAUCGUGCAAAGACAAGAUAUUUGACUGUUUUUGACUGUUUCACGAAACAAAUGUGCUCAUUUUACACAUGCACAAGAGGACUGCAUUAGUAAGAGAGUGAGACAAGCUAAAAAAGAUCAAAACAUCAUGGUGCUAAUGCUCAAACAACAAAUCUUAAAGAAAAAGAAUUGACAUAUGAAUAAGAAGAACUUAAUUAAUCCCCGAAUGGAAAUCCAGUUUUCUGUCGUCUCAGUUGUCAUGUGUCUAAAAGUCAUCUACUAUUUACAGAAGAGUUGUACAAUCUGAUGGCUGUCAGUACAAAAGAUCUUCUGAAUCUUUCUGUCCUGCAGCAAAGAGAGAGGAACCGUCCACCACCAUUGGCCCUCUGGUCCAUCAAGGUUUGUGAAGUGGGUGAUCCAUGUUCUUUAGAAUAGUCUCCACCUUCCUCAGUGUAGAUCUCUCCACCACAUCCUCCACUGAGUCCAGCUUGAAUCCAACCACAGAGCCAGUAGUGGUGGAGGCCAGUGUACUAAACACUCAGAGGUCAUUCUGGGACUCUGUAUCACCUGCCUUCUUCACCUGCCUUCCCAUAUCAUUAGGAAUGCAGGACAUUUACUCACCUUGCCACUGUCAAUCAUAAAUAGGCUCAGGCCCACAGAGUUUACCAGCUUUUCUACAUCAUGUUAAUAUAUCUAUUUAUUUUAGUUCAUUUAAGUUUUAUUUUAUCAGGAGAACCCACAUUGAGAUCAAAAAUCACUUUUUCUAAGUGUGUCCUGGCCAGGACAGUUGCCUCAUUGUACAUUUGAGUUUUAACCUGCAUUUGAGUAUGCAGCACAGACUGCAGACAGGCCAGUUCAGCAACAGGACUCCUCUACUACAGAGCCAUGCUCUUGUGAUACAGACAGACUGUGGUUUGUCAUUGUCUUGCUGAAAUAUGAAGGUCUACCCUGAAAGAAAUCAUCAUUGGGGUUGCAGCAUUUGUUGCUCCUUAACCUUUGUAUAUAUAUAUUUUGUUCAGCAUUAAUGGAGGUUUCACAGAUGGGUAAGCUGCCCAUGUAAUAAGCCGUAUCAUCAGGGAUGCUGGCUUUAAACAUCUCUGAUGGUUUGCUUGUUUGCACCGCUUCUCUCUGCAUGGUACAGUUCAAACUUGCAUUUAUGGAUUCAGCAAUUAAGUAAGGUCAUUCCUCUCCAGUCGUUCCUCUCCAGAGUCAUGUCUGCUUUCACUUCAGCCCCACCUAAGGGUCCAAAGAUUAGAGCCAUGGAGUAUCGAUUUUGAGCCUAGUCCUUUUUUUUGCAUAGUGAUCUCUCCAUAUUCUGUGAUAUUAUUUAAUGUAGAUGAUGAAAUCCUUUAACUCACACAGUCUCUUACAGAAUUACCAUCUGAACUUCUGCAAGACUAAACCUCUCUGAAACGUCCUAUUUUACUGACAUUUGCAGAAUAGCCAGUUGGUUCCUCUCGUCUUUAGAUCAGAGGAUGCAGCAUCCAUGAUUUCCAAAAAGACUGUCAAAUUUGUGAUUUGUCAAAGGAAAAGUUCAUUUUUUUGCUCUACCUUAUUUAAGUGUUAUGUGAAGAAUAAAAAAUCUCUACAGAUCAGUGUGUACACUACAGAUUUGGUCUCACCUCACUGAUUAAUUUCUAACUUAAAUAUGUGAUUAUUGUUUUUUAAAAUGGUGACACAGUAAAGAGAAGGACAGAGGAUGAAAGAGAGGACAGACUGGUUAAACUGGGACUGGUUGGAAUAAUCAGAAGCUGGAGGAAUGGAAAAGUCUGCUUUCUGUAUCUGAUCUUUCCAUUUUAUUUUUCUUCUUCUAAAAACGACUCACACACCCUGUCAUUGAGUAACCACACACACACAUGCAAGUAUGUGCGUGCAUACACACACAGUCCUCCCAGCCUGCUUUGGGUUCGUUUGGUUUGAUUUUGUGUGUGUGUGAGUGUGUGUGCAUGUGUGUGUGCGUGAUGCUUCUCUGGUAUUUAGUCCAACAGUCAGCAAUUUAUAGCUGUAAUUAUAGACUGUGGAAGAAAGAGACAGAGACUAUGAGCUUUCCUGCUGUGGCUUACUGUGUCGUACAGAUGUGUGUGUAAUGUGUAUACAAUUAAAGUGUGUAUGUGUGCGUGCGUGUGUGUGUGUUUAGUCUUGGCAUAUUUAGGUUAUGAUAGUGUAUAUGUUGAAAUUAAGUACAAGUGCAGACUGUUCCACAAACAGGCCUUCUGAUGGUCUCUGUGUUUCAGUUCAAUAUUUACAAGUCAAAUUGCUUUCACCGACGAACCCGCAGAGCCUUUUCACCAACUCCUCAGUUCCCCUUUAACUACACAGAGCCUGAAAAUGUGGUACAAGCUUUUUUUGUCACAGCCUUUGAAUCAAGUCGACUUGAGUUCCUCUGGAUUCAACUCUUGACAGAAAACUUUCCAGUCAUCAAAGUAUUAUUGCUCUGCUGAUAUUCAACCAUCAGUAUCUUGUUUUUUUUACAGUGUAAUCUUGCCAGUGUUGCUAGUUUUAAUGCUGCUUUUAUUUCUGUUUUUCAUUAUGAAAUUCUAGUGGUUAAUAUCAAGACCCACCCUGAUCCUCUCUGUCCACACACACCAUUGUACAAGUACUUACACAAUAGGAAUAUUAAUGCAGUUAGCACAUUCGGAAACAAAUAAGCCCAAAGCUUCUUUUCAUUAGAUUGUCAUUUGGAUUUAACCCUCAGUUUUCAGUUUUCAUGUCAUGGGUAGUUUCUUCUGUCACAGUUUUUUUAGUCUAGUCUUUCCCCUGUUGAUUUAUGUGUCAUAGGUAUCUCUGUUUUUCCCUCUGUCUGUCUCUAGUUUAGUCUCUAGUUUAAAAUUUAAUAACAAGAUACAACCUCAAUUUCUGAGAAUUCUGAGAUUGAAAAUCAGAUUGAAGAAUUUUGGAGAAUAAAUCUAAAUCUAAAUAAAUAAAAAAAGUCUAGGAAACAACCCAAGAUUUUGAGAUUGAGAGAAAAAAAUCAUAAGCCCCCAGAAUUUGGUUGGAGUUUUAAAAUAAAGCAAAAAUCCUGGAUAAAAGUGAGAAUUAAAACAGAAAAAGAUAAAAAUUCAGAGAAUCAAGAUGGAAGGUCAGAAUCUUGAAGGCAAAAGUCAAUAUUGAAAAAUUGUCAAAAUUUGGGGAAUAACAAUAACAUUCAGAGGAAAAUACAAGUCAAAAUACUUCAGAAAGAAGUGAAGUUGUUGAGAGAAUUUCAAGAAACAAGCCAGACCUCUCAGCAAAAAGUCAAAAUUAAAAAAAAAAGUUUGAAAAUGCAGAACAUCAGAACAACAAACAUGAUGUUAAAAAUAUGUCUGAAAUGAAGUAGUGCUGUAACCUUCCUCAGCUGUUUAAAAAAGCUUUUACAGAAUUAUUACACAGCAUGAUUGCAGAGACACAUGAACACACAUUAAUGAAAUAUGACUCCUUUCUUUCAUUCCCAUAGGUAUGCGCUGAAUUCACACAGAAACACUAUCAUAAUUAUCACAAUGUGUCUGGUGGUCCCAUUUGAUCUGACCAGUUUAAGCUUGACGACAACCUAUCUCACAUUUCUUCUUUCUGUCCCUCUCCAGGUGAGGAUGAGGAGUUAGGACCCCCUCCCACUGUGGACGAGGCAGCUGAUGCUCUGAUGACUCGGCUGGGCUUCUUGCUGGGAGACAAGAUCGUCAGUGGAGAGGGCGGAUCACAUUACAAUGAUCAGGAUGAUGCACAGGUGAAGAAAAACAAACAGAGAGUCAUCUAAAAAUCGAGUUUUAUAUAACCAACUUAAAUAUUAAAUAUAUUUAUAAUGUUUUUUGUUUUUCCCUCUAAGUUUUAUUCUCUGAAGAGACUGUCCUUAGUUUAUUAGCAUGGUCUCAUAAAUGGAAGUGUACGUGUUUGUCCACAUGCACACAUCGAACUGAGGAUGUCGUCUCUUUUUUCCCCUCAGAGGAUCUCUCCUUCCUCCAGUCUGGCCAGUAGCGGUGCCUCCCCCUGCUCCACUCUGCAGCCCCCUGCUGGAGGGGAGGGUAACAACAAUAACAAGCACUCCUCCUCUUUCCACGCCUCCGUCACCUCCCCGACCUCCACCUUAGAGAGCAGAGACAGCGGCAUCAUCGGUACAUGGCGGUUCUCAAAGCGUCUUAAAACCAAAAAAACACAUUUCCACUUCUGAACAAUCAAGCACUUUUCCUCUUUCUUUUUUAGCUACGCUUACCAGCUACUCCGCUGACUCUGCAGCAGAGCGGGAAGACAGCGCCAAAUACCCUGGAGAUGGUUACCAUGGCAGCAGCCUGAACCUCUGGCAGCAUGGGGGUCGGCCAGUGGUCUCCUCCAACUCAUCCUCCAGUAUGAUGGCAGGAAGAGUGAAUGAUGGUUUCCUGUACAGGACGGAAGACAACAUGUCCGCCUCUACUUACAGCCUCAACAAACUCCACCCCGAGCGAGGUCCUGGCUCUUCAGGCUCCACCCACUCCAUCCCGCUCUACCUCAUGCCUCGCCCCAAUUCAGUAGCUGGUAAGUUGGAUAAAUCAUGACGUGUGUAUGGGUGUGACUGACGCUGGUUUCCAGUCCUGCAGUUUGGACCCACAUACUCUUUCCUGUCAGGAAGGAAACUACAUCAUUCUCCCCCCUGCAUUAGUGAUAGAGAAAACAAAGGCUGAACUCCAAAGUGUGUCAGAAUCAAAGCUACUGUAACACAGUAUGGUGUAUAUAUUGUAUAUUGUUUCAAGGUAUUCUCACUGUUCUACAACAUGCGACCUUGUCAGAUAGGGUUUCUUCAUGGAAAUGAAAUCAGACUGAGACGCUAAGGUAGAAGAACUACCGCGUCUGCAGUGCAAAAUUAUCAGUAUGGUGAUUAUUACUUCAAGGAAACGAUAAAGAAAUGAUCAUAAAUGUUCUUCCUUGAGCUGCGUCACCCCGCAGCAGUCCGUAAUGGACUGUCCCGAGGUCUCGCUACAAACAAGCGGCUGCUGGAAGAGAGUAGGUGAGUUGUGUUUCGUCUCUUUGCUAAAGAAAUCAGGCAAAGCUGAAAGGAUGUUUGGUGGCUAGUUCUAUGGCUGGGACCCUAUAUGUACUGUUGAUGAAGUUAGGUGCUGUUCUGAGCAUUAUUUGUGACUCUAGAGAGGCGUUUUGGUUGAGGUUUGUUUAUGGCUCCUGAGACCACUGUGUAUUGCUAUCAUGCGGUCAUUACUAAAGUUGGUUUAACUAAAGAAGCAAGCGGUUAGCAAACAUUCAUCUUUUGAGGGGGUGUCUAACUCGGUGUUAUGGUGUGUUUGACCCUAACUUAGUUUUACGCCAAAAUAUUAAAUGGGUGACGAGUAAGACCAGUUUGGCUCCAGGGUUCUUCUGCCACAGAACCAUGCUGUUGUAAUUUGCCCAGAAUGUGGUGUGGCCUUGUUUUGCUGAAAUAUGAAGGUCUAGCCAUGCCAUUGACACCUGCAUCCCCACACCAUCAGAGAUGCUUGUUUUUGAACUGUGCGCUUAUAAUAGCCCAGGAGGUCUUUCUUCUAUUAAGAGUGGAGGAUGAAACCAUCAAUGAUUUCCAAUAAGAGUGUUGAAUUUUUUAUUUUUUAGACUACGGGAAAGUUUUCUACUUUGUCCAUCUUAAACAAGCUUGGAUCCCAAAGACGUUUCUGUAUUUUUUCAUAAAACAAUUGCAUUCUUUUGCGUCACCAUUUGAUAUGUCUUCUUUAAAUUAUUUUCAGAUGAAUACAGGCUCUGCAUGAUUUGCAUACCAUCUGUUUUUUGUCAACAUUUUACACAGUUUCCCAACUUCUGGAACUGGAGCCAUAUUUGUGCUUUUAACAACAGCGGAUAUGAAGUUUUUUAAGCCUGUAGACAAAUUGAGGUUGCAGUUACAGGAAGAAGAAGACAAACUUUAUUAAUCCCUGAGGGGAAUUUCAGUCUGUGACUCUGUUAUUAAACAUGCCACACACAAACAGACAAGAAAUAACUACAUGCUUUUCCAAAAAUGCUCUAAUAAAGAGAUGUCAGAGUCAGGGUCUGUACAGUUUGGAUUGAAGCUCUUGACUUCACAGCAGUGCCCAGGAAGUGAACGGGCACCUCUCCAGCUACAAGCCUAGUUUCCAUUCUUCAGUCCAUCUCAGGGCUUGAACCAGUGACCUUCCUGUUCUCAAAUCAAGUCCCUACAGGCUGACUGAAUGACCCUACAGACCAAGCUAAUAUCUGAGCACAGCAUUAUGAGUGGAAACAAAAGAGAGAGAGUGGCUGAGUUCAAACUCAUAGGACAACACGUGAAUCUCACUGGUUGAAUCUGAAUAACAAAAAAUAUUCAAAAUGGGGUGAUAUGGAGCUUUACAUGUGAAGCAAUGGUACAGAUCAACAAAAAAGCCAGUAAACAACAACAGGGCAAAUUGUUCUGAUCUCAGCCUCCUUUUCCUCUUGUGUCUCGUAAAAACUGAAAAAAACACAGCACUAUGGGAGAGGAAGGAAGGGACAUGUAUGACGUUUUCUGAAAACACAGACAGACACAUACAUACGCACAGGAUACAGAGCACAGAGCACUGGAGGGGAGUGUAACUGGACUGAUUCAAACACGCUUUCGGUAGGUCUCUGUCAUUUAUUGUUUGUUUUUGUGUAUUAGAUGAAGCUAAGGGCUGAAACUACUGAAAGUUUCUAACAUUUAUCAGAGCUUCAUUGGGUUUCAGUUCAGCUUUGUUGGAGCUGUAGUGGAUGACAAAUCAGUGCUCUCCACGGACAAUAUCACACUUGUCCAGCGUGUUCUUCACCUCACUCAGUUUAGAGAAGAAAAGGAAGUGAAGGUCUUUUUGGGAGCGUUGUGCUAGCACUAAUCUGCAGAAGCACCCAUUUAAGGUUUCAAGCGAAGCGAAGCAAGGCAGGCUUAUUUCUUGAGUAUAUUUUGGCAACGAGGCAAAUCUAAGUGGUUAACACAAAACUAGGAAAACUUUAAAAACCAACAAAAAGGUGACAUUAAAAACCACUAAAACAACCUUUUACAAACCAAAGCAAGAAGAAGCUAUUAUCAUGACAAAUAUGUAUUAAAACAGCAAAAUGGAAAGUUAACAUAUGAUAAUGUAAGACAAUUUUUUAACAUAAACACAUACAAGUUAAAGAAUUGAAGGGGAAAAAAUGAAGAUGACAUUCUUGGUUUUAUUUGAUUUGUUCGAACAAUUUGUUUUUUUAAGUCCCUCAUUUAGGGCAUGGGGCCAUGCUUUACCACUCAACAUUAUGUAUGUAUGAAACUGUGUGUCAUCUGCGUAGUUAUAAUACUUUAUUUUGUUGUUGUCCAUAAUCUAAACCAGCGGAGGGUUGAAAAUACUAAACAGAGGGGGUCCCAGGAUAGAGCCCCCAUAAAAUUCUUUUCUACUUAAAUGUGAAGUUACUUUGAGACACAAAGUUGUCUCUUUCCUCUCUCUAGGUAAGAGUGUUGUUGUUUUCUGUAGUUUGAGCCAGCAGAGCAAAAUAGAUACUUAACAGAAAAGGUCCUAGUAUAGAACUUUGGGGAACUCCAUAUGAAAUUUUUUUUCUGCUGAGAUGUGAAGUUAUGUGAGAAGAAGUCAUUGUCUUUAAGGUUUAAACCACUUCAACACUGUGCCAGAAAGUCGCCCUGAGUUCUCCAGUUAGUCAAGUAGUAUACAUGGUUAUCUGUAUUAAAAGCAACACUAAGAUCCAGUUCUAGGAUGUUUUUAAUUAAAUGUCAAAGAACUUAUCCAAAGCGGUCUCAGUGCUGUGAAGAGGCUGCUGUGCUUGUUGCAGUAAAAGUUGCAUAGCCAUUUGUAAAUAAGUGGCAUUUGUAGACACUGUGAUGUUGUAUGUUGGAAUCAAUAUUGUGUUGUUCCUCAAGUCAGUCAUCCCGACCUUCUGUCUUAUGUAGAAAAUUAUCAUAAUCCACCCCCUGUCUCUUUAUAGCCACCUGUUCGGCCCACCUUGAAGAUCUGGCUUACCUAGAUGAGCAGCAGAGACAUAUCCCAUCAAGGACAUCCCUCAGGAUGCCCAGACAGAACUCUGGGAGCCGUAGUCAACAGGAUCAUAGAGGUAAAAACUCAUUAACGCACUCCGAUGUUCCUCUAAUGCCUCACACGCACUGAUUUGUAAAAUUAUUAAACCACAAUCCUCCCAUGUUCCAUCUCCUGCAGUUCGGUUCACCCCCUCUCUCAACCUGAAGCCUCUCCGCUUUGAGGUCCCUGGUCUCUCGUCAGAUUGGCUCUUCACUGGCAGAGAAUGGCUCUACCAGGAAGUAGAUUUGUGUCUCUGUGGUGAUGACCCAGCAACCAGUCAGGGUGUGGUGAUUGUAGGGAACAUGGGCUUUGGAAAAACUGCGAUCAUCGCUCGUCUGGUGGCGCUCAGCUGUCAUGGGAAACGCAUGUUUCCAACAGCCAGCGACCAAACCACAACCAAAAGUAAGUGUGUCUUUAAUACCGAACCUUUCCAAAGUGAUGAGUUAAACUUUUUAAAUACAAAACAACACAUGCUUUACAAGGUGGACAUUAUUUUAUUCCUAUCUAAUUAUGCAUUUACUUUGGAAUGAUCUUUGCAACUUUUAGUCAAUCACACCGCUUACCUGCUGCCUAAAUCAAAUAAACUCAAAAACUCAAAUCAAGUUUUAACUUAUUUGCAGUGUAGUGUAGUGUAGUAGGAUGGAAACAACUAAAAUUGUUCAACUAGAUUUUAGAAUUGAUGAACACAUCACACGUAUCGUAUCGUAUUGUAUCCUGUCGUAUUGUAUCUUUGGUAUUCAUGUUGUUAUGUUUGGUGUGAUAUGAUAUUGAUUGGUUUGGUAAAGUUUGGACUGUUGUGGCACAUAUUCUUUCCCAUCAUGGUUUGCACUGUAACACAUUGUAUCUUCAGACAUCAUAUUCUGUGUUUUCUUUUUUGUACAUCCUGAACUCUCCUGUCUGCCUCUUGUUUUCUCAUAGUUUUCUAUCUUAUCUCCUCUUAUCUUAGCUCAUGUAUUCUUGACGUGUUAACUCAUCGUACUUUUCUGUAUUGCAUCUUAAUAAGCAAAGAGAGUGAUUUCCUCCUCACAGAUUUCCUCUCAUUUCCAUAAGUUGACAAAAAAACAUCAGACUGUGAGUCAUUAUGCAGACUUUUCAACAUUUAAUUACUUCCAUCUCUCGCUGAGGUUUAUUUGUGGUAAACAUGCACAAAUCCAUCUGUAAAGUAUCUGAAACAGUGUUUUUGUUUCAUACUGUUCAGUCCUGGAAGGCACUCGAGGGGGGACACAAUAAAUUCUUGGCAGAAGCCGUUUCUACAUGCUUUCCAAAGGACCCCCAUUUAAGUAAUUCCAGCCACAAAGAGAACCUCAUAUGCUCUGCUAAAGAGAGCUGAGUCAUCACGAGGAGCUCCAUAAAAUCAACCAGACUGACAACCAAGAAGUAGAAAACACAUGGAAUAAAGCUGAAGAAGCACAGUUUUAAAAAAAACAGCAGACAGAGCUGGAAAAGUUUAGUUUUGUGCAUCUUUGCUGAGCUUUGAAAUUUCUUAAAUCUUCAGGUGCAGAUGCUGCAUCUUUUUCUCAUGAUUCCUUGGGAAGAGGAGGAGGAGGUGAUGAAGGAGGAGGAAGCUGUCCAGGGACUCCAGAGAUGAGGAGGAGACAGGAGGAGGCGCUGAGGAGGCUUGCAGGACAGGUAAGAGAACGACUGCGCAGCUAUGAAAGUGACUAAGGUCCUGUAGAGAAACUCACAGUCAUUAAAUGUAACGUCCUGCACGUUUCUCCUCCUGUCUGUCUUUGCAGGUGGUCUCCUAUCACUUCUGUCAGGCUGAUAACUGUCACACCUGUCUGGUCCCGGAGUUUGUUUACAACAUGGCCGCCAUGCUGAGUGAAGCUCCCCAGCUGACAGCCUAUCGAGAGCUGCUGCAUCAGUCCUCACAGCUGCAGAGUACACUGAGUCUGCGCUCCUGCAUCCAGGACCCAAACUCUGCUCUGCAGCGAGGGAUACUGGAACCACUGGAUGCUCUCUACAGAGGUACGAACAGCUUCAACUGAGUGUAACCUUUUUUUCUAACCAUGCACCUUAUUUCUGUUCUGUAUAAAGAAAACGCCAUAGAAGUUCUAAAAAAAAAGUUUUAAAAGUUUUCUAUCAAGACUCCUUCAGAAGCAGCAUUUAAAUACCAGCAUCAAGUUGAUGAGGGAGGUUAAUUUUUCACAUUAGUUCAGAGGACAUUAUUUGGAGGUGGCAGAUACUAGUCAGUGGUGCCAUUAUUGGUCAUUAUAUAACCUGUAAAUUGUUGCAUCUCUAGUUUUGUCAAUAUAACAACAAAUUCUCAUAAAUCCUUCUUUUAUGUCUGAAAUAGAUACUUCAUUUAUCUGUUCAACCACGAGCUGUGCAGCUUUUCAUUGGCUCAGUUUAGACACCUGAUGCUCUCUAAAGACAUGCACAGCUCAAACUCAAACAAAGUCUGUUUACUGGGAUAAAUAUGUUUGGUUUUUUUUCACUUGAUCUUUUCAGCUUUUUCACCUGAAUGAGACUAUAACUGUUGACAUUUAUUGAUUCAUGACAUGAUUGUACUUAAGGCUUUAUAGCUGACAUCAGAAGUCUUGCUCAUCACUGCUACAGUGCGAAGACGCCAUCCGUACACGCCUGCAGACUUUAACAUUGGCUCAGUUUGGUCAGCAGUUUCACAGAGGUUCAAAAGAAGGAAUCAAAACUAUCAGAAAUGCCCUGCCUGUGAUUUAAGGAAAUGUACAGACGGAUAUGAAACUUUAAUAGCUGUCUUUUUGAAAGGGAAUUUAGUAAGCUAAGGCAAAAAGAAAUACUUUUUCCUGUCAAGUGACCACUUCUUCAAUUUUCAUUUUAAGCAUUUGAACUUGUUUGGAUGUCUUUGCAUUUGCAUUGCAUGUGAACUUGGAUCUGUUGUGUGAUCUAAGUGUAACAGUUGAGUAUUUUGCUUGUAUAUUUUGUCAGCUCAGUCAUAUUUACAUAUUAUUACAUAUUUCAAAGUCAUUCUGGCUUCUUUAUGGAUAAAAAAAAGACAAUAUAUGAAUAACAAAGUGGAGUAGAAUUUAUUUUCUUGUGUUCUGUGGAGUAAAAAUCAUCUCCUUUAGCUGUUCUGUUUUUUUUUGUUUUUUUUAUUCCAGAGAGAAAGCUGCAUGUGGAGAGGGCGGGGCUUAUUGUUUUGAUUGACGGGCUGAAUGAGGCAGAGUUCCACCGGCCGGACUACGGUGACACGCUGACUUCCUUCCUGGCCCGAAACGUUGAGAAAUUUCCUUCCUGGUUGAAGAUAAUCACCACUGUGAGGACGGGUCAGCAGGUAUGGAUACACAGGACACACACACACAAACACACACUCACACACACACACAAGCACCAUGACAUUUAAAACUGGUUUAUUUAACAUUUGGAUGUUCUGAUUUUGUGUGUCGUCAUUAUUGUCUUUCCAUGGCAACAAAUUCUUGUCAACCUCCUCACGGGACAUAUAACACCAUCUGAAAUUGUUUCUGUCUUCUUCUUCUGACACAGGACAUUACUUCCUCUCUACCUUUUCACCGCAUCUCAUUGGACAGGAUGGAGGAGAACAACGCCAUAGACAAAGAUCUGCAGGUAACAAACACACCUUCUCUCUUCAUCAACCUGUUUGUCUUUAUUUAUCCAUCGGCACACACAGUAUAUCUCUGUUUUCUUUCCCUCUCUCAGGGGUAUCUGAUGCAGCGUAUUCACAGCAGCUCUCAGAUCCAGAGCAACGUCUCGCUCAGUAACGGACGCCUUGAUAACAUGGCUCUGGCCAAACUGAUCAGCCACCUCAAGAGCCUGAGCAAAGGAUCAUACCUGUACCUUAAACUGACCCUGGACCUGAUUGAGAGGGGAUACCUGGUCCUUAAGAGCUCCAGCUUUAAGGUGAGGAAGAAGAGGGAGAGGGGAGCCAGAGCAGAAAAGUCAAGUUUGGAAUUGUUUUGGUUAUGUGCCUUGCUUAUUUGUUUGGUCAUUUUUUAUCAAAAAGUUGGUAAAAAAUCCCAGAAGAAGUGGAAAAAUUAAGUGUUGAAACUGUCCUCUCAUACCUUUGCUCUUUUGUGUGUGUGAAAAAACCCUGACUAAUUUUGUUGUGCCGUCAUUUAAAAAUACAUCUAAUAAGCCAGUAAACUUAUUAUAUUUACAGGUCAGAUUAAAACAGUUCUUUUUGGAUGUGCACCUUCUUGUAGGUGGUCCCUGUUAGUCUUGCGGAAGUUUACCUGCUGCAGCUGAACAUCAGAUUUCCCACCCAGUCAUCUUUCCAGAGAGUUCUGCCACUGCUGAAUGUCGCUGUGGCUUCACUGCACCCACUGACUGAUCAGCAGGUACCCACCUUCAACUUUUCGAUGCCAAUAAAAUGAUAAUAUGCUGAGACACUGAUCGAAAAUCCUGAACAUUGUGAACAGUUAUCCAUGUUUGCGUUAUUAUUUUGUAGCCUGCUCAUGUCAUCUUGCAUGGAGAUUCUAAAUGUGUGUUCUCUGAUGUUUUGCAGACAAAAAUAAACCUAAAGCAAUAAAAACGACUGUUUUUGUCUCUUUCUCAGCUGUUUGAGGUGGUGAAUGCUGGUGCUCUGGCCGGUGGAGCUCUGCCCUGGGGGGAGUUUGUGCAGCGCCUGGAGCAGCUCUCCUCCUUCUUGCUGAGGCGGAGCGACGGCACCUGGAUGAUAAACCACGCCUCCUUCAGGGAAUGGCUGGUGUGGAGGGAGGAUGGGCAGGAUGACAGGUUCCUUUGUGACCCCAGGUACAGAGAAACAAAAAUGAUCUACCUGCUGCACAGAGCUGCGUUGUGCACUCUCAACCUGAUGGAGCUCGCAUCUGUCCGUGUAUAAAUGAUGAGCUGUAUGGAGAGUGGAAACUUUUGAUCACUGUAUUGUAAGGUUGAUUUAAAAAAGAUGCAAAACAAAUUUCACAAUUUAUAUCAAAGUCUCAGUUCUGGAGUUAGUGAGAGCAGCUUGUUCAAAUAAGAAAAUACCUCUUGUGUACCGGCUUCAGGCUGUCUGAACAUGGAAAAAACAUGAAACAGAAACAGAAAGUAGGCACUGCCAGCACAAAAAACAUAUGUUAGUGGACACAAUGUUGUAAAAGCUGGACAGAUUAUUUGGGGGCCCAAAGUAGGAGCAAGGGACUCAGACUGUGCUAUAUAUUUCCUCAGGAGCGGACACACUUUGCUGGCGUUCUGGCUCUGCAGGCAAGAAGGAAAGUUGAACAAACAGCAGACGCUGGAGCUGGGACAUCACAUCCUGAAGGCUCACAUCUACAAGGUGAGCUCACAGAGAGCAAAGAUGGAGGGAAGAUAAAGUGAGAUUAGAGGGUGUAGAGCCAGAGUUUUCAGUUCCAUGGAGCUGGCUGUCUUUUAACCUGUGUGAAUCACCAUGGUAACUCAUGCUUUAGAGUCAGACUGCAAAAAUACCAGAUAUUUAUGAAGAAAGAAAUUUAAGGUGGAGCGUUUUCUAUCAUCUAACUCAGUGCAUGAGUUGACAUUGUGAAUUGUAAAUUGAUCAUACCGCCUUAAAUGUCAAAACCAUCACUGAAAAUUGUCAGCCAAAGACCUGUUGGUUUUAUUCCUCUCCAUGUUCAAACUUAACAAUUUCAAAUAAGUUCCUUUAAAUUUCCGUUUCUCUAUAUGUUUCUGUCGCCAGGGUCUGAGUAAGAAGCUUGGGGUUUCCUCCUCAGUCCUGCAGGGGCUCUGGCUGUCCUACAGCACAGGCAGCCUGAGCUCAACCCUCUCAUCGCUGCGUAACCUCUACACCCCAAACAUCAAGGUAACAAACACACAGCAUGAAUAAAUUCACCUGUACCUGCUCUGAAAGGUGAGCUCAAACCUUCCUCUCUACCUGUGCAGGUGAGCAGGCUGCUGAUAAUGGGUGGGGCUGAGGUGGAUUUCCGUAGCGAUGUCCUUAACAAUGCCCCCCUGCUGUGUGUCCACGCUCACCUGGGACACAGUGAUGCUGUGGCUCUGCUGCUCGACCACGGAGCUCAGGUGAUCAGAUUUUUAUUUUACCUGACCUUGAGGAGUCAUUACUCGUAAGUUAAAUAUUGUGCCAGUAAAAUGGAAACAAAGAAUUUUGUGUCUUGUGUUUGAAGGUGGACGCUCAGUCACAUGACGGUAUGACUGCGCUGGGAUUCGCUGCAGCAGCCGGACAUCUGAAUAUUGUCACCAUGCUGAGUCAGUGUGGAGCAAAGGUACCUGUCCACCCGUCUACAUGUUAGAUCCUCUGUGUUUUAAUCACCAAGAGUUUAAAAUCAUUGCUCUUUGGCACCAUCCAGUGGUUGUAUCGAGAACAGUAUAUGGUAUUUGUUUUGGUAGGCAGCAAAGGGACACAUCUUGGUUCUCUGAAUUUGCAUCCUUGCAUCCUCAACUUACAUGUUUUCCUUGCAUAAUUGUUCUGUACGCCAAAGAUGCAAGGAAAUAAAAGAGAUAUGAAACAUCCUCUCCACCUGCACAUGAAAACAGCUUGCACUCUGUUUCUUUUGAGUCCAGCUUGGACCCAUACGAACCAUCAUUUUGAGUAAAAUGCAACAUUAUUAAAAAUUUUAUCACAUAUUUCCAUUUAUAUUUGUACUUUGUGUAUAUCUGACUGUGAUAUCGAUAUCUUCUGCCACAGCCUUCUUUUUUGAUGUCUGGUUAAUGUAAUGAAUGUUGAUUACUCAUAGACAGACUCCUACUUCUAAAUACAGAGUAAAAAUUGUUUUCAUAAUUAAAUGAAACAGGAGAAAUCGCUGGUAAUGCAAAGGAAAUAAAUCUGUAAAUGAGUCAGAAAACAAAUCAGUGAUCCUUGAUUUGUGAGAGUCGUGCUCAGAGGACAGUAAAUUAUACAGAAGAGUCACAACAGGCAAUGAGAUCUGAUAUAAAACAGACAAAUAAAUACAGUGAAAAACCUCUCUGUGUGCCCAGGUGGGUCACGUGGACAGCUCAGGUCGAUGUGUGUUGGUGCACGCCACUCAGCGUGGACACCUCCAGGUGCUUCGCUUCCUGCUGAGGCGAGCAGAUUGGGACUGUACUACCUGCUGCAGUCAGAGGGGGGCGAGCAGGAGUCAGGCGGUGCAGCAGGCUCUGAUCGCAGCAGCCAGCAAGGGCCAUGCAGAGGUUGAACACAUGCAGAUACACACACAGUUUUUUUUCAUAUUUAUAACUGAAUAUAACUUUAUUCUUAUAAUUUGUUUGAUACAUUGGUAUUCUGUGCAGGUGGUGUCCUACCUCUUGGAUCUGCCGGAGGAGGAUGAGGAGGAAGAGGAGAGACCUGAGAUCAACACACCUGACAGUCUAUGGGGGGAGACAGGUACAAAACAAAUGGGUUGUACACAAUGUGGACACACCAAAACAGCCUCAGAUUUUUCUGAUCCAAGACACAAACUCUGCUUUAUCGGCUUAUGUUGGAAACAGAGUCUCUAACCGUGAAGAGUCAAAAAACGUCUCCAUAGACUCACAUAUUUCUAUUUAAUAAUCAUGAUUCUGUCUGUGUGUGUCUGUGUGUGUCUGUGUGUUUGUGUCUGUGUUUCAGCUCUGACCGCAGCAGCAGCAGGCGGCCGGCUGUCUGUCUGCAGGUUGUUGUUAGAUCAGGAGGCUGAUGUGAAGCAAGUAAACAGGCGAGGUGUGGCUCCGCUCUUCAGUGCUGUGAGAGGUGGACACUGGAAGGUACAGGAGUGCGAACAAACACACAUUUUAUCCUAUUAAACCAUUAAUUCACACAGAAUAUAUACAUUAGGAUACAAAGCCUCUUGAUACAGCAGCAUAAGAAAAUUCCACUUUAUGUGUCAAAAACUACGUGAGACAUGCCCUCUGUGAUCAUUAAUCCUGUUUUUAUAACCAUCAAUGCUGAUAAAACAAUCUUGUUUAGUUUGGCUUCAGGUGGUUCUGUAGCUAAUCGUGGGAUAAGGGAGCAGGCACAUUUAAUUACUCACCCAAGAUAGAACAAGCUCAAGAAAUUAAGACCAAAUUAAGAAUCUCUUCAUGUGACCAAAGAUUGCAACAGCUGAAAGAGUUUAGGUAGGUAAAUAUUUAAGAACAUAUAUAAAAUAGUAGAUUAUGUGGGAGGCUGUAAAGGAAGAUUUCCAGUCUUUAGCCCUACAAAAUGACAAGACAGACAAGACGUAGUGUUGAGUGCCGAAACCCAAGACAGAAACAAAUCCUGACAUAGCAUCAUACACCGCCUUAUGAUUGUCAUCGUUAUUAAGUUAAAGGUUCACUAUAACUGUUACUAUAGGCGUUCAACUCUGGUGAUGGAUCUGCAGCCCCUCAGUUUGUGAUCUCAUUAGUACAGUUAUCUGAGUGGGCAGGUGACUGGCAGCCUGAAUGUUGUCUGGUGGGGGCAGACUGAUGCAGGCAAAUGCAAAGGUGGAAAUACACCCUCCAAAAAACUUUGCGAGCUCACCAGCAGAGCAGAGGCCAGUUCACUACAUGUAUGAUCCAUAAUAUGACCACAAACAAGAGGAGGCAGCAGCUGUUAAACUGCAUGUCUCUGAGUGGUGCACCAAAAUUUAAGUAUUUCAAGUUCACAGAUGUCGCUACAAGACUCUGCAUGUGAUAGAAAGAUCAAACUAGAAAACGGUGGCAUAACAGCAAAAGCAUGUCUUCAAACGAUGCUCACGACACGUAAUCUCUUAAAUUACACAAAGUGGCAACAAGACAGAUGGCGUGUUUGUUGUUGUUGGGUCAUAAACUGUUGUAAAAAUCUUUUUAUGAGGGUUUUUUGUUAUUCAUUAUGGGGGGCCAGACUGAAUUCUUCCUCCAGAGACGUUGAUUGUGUGUCCUUGUCUUUGUCUUUGGUCAGGUUGUGGAGCUGUUGUUGAAUCAGGGGCUGGACGUGAACAUGGUUGACCAGAACGGACGAACCGCUCUAAUGACGGCAGCCUCAGAGGGACAUUUGACCACCGCUCAGCUCCUUCUUGAUCAUGGUAAUCACUUGUAUUUACUACCACAGAAACAACCUCUUGUUGGCCGUAUUUUUUCAGACUUUAAAGGGAAAAUAUUUAAUUGGACCGUUUGUCCUGAGACGUUGGAGAUAUUAAUCUGUUUGUUUUUUUUUUUGUUUUUUUUUUUUCAGGUGCAUCUCUCGACCACACUGACAGGGAGGGAUUAACAGCUCUGAGCUGGGCAUGUCUGAAAGGAAAGCUCCCAUUGGUCAGAGAGCUGGUGGAAAGAGGAGCAGCUACAACCCACGCCGACCGCAGCGUCCGAACUCCUCUGGAUCUGGCUGCAUUCUGUGGUGACCCAGAAGUGGUGAGUUAAAUGGACACAAUCUUUGCUAAUAUUUACGGUAUUUAAAACGAUCAAUCAAACGUGUCUGUCUCUGUCUUCUCUGUACUGCACACUAGCACCAAUAGUGUAAAGACUUGGAAUUCUAUUGAGUUUUAUUCUCUCUUUGCUCAAACAAAUCUUAUAUUUGACAAUUUUAACACCUUAAAACUCACAGAACGUCUCACAUGCAUAAAUAUGAUGACAAAUUUUGCGUUGCAAAUGUUUGAAACAAAAAAUCUCAGUUUUUCAAAAAAAGGAAACUUCAAAGCUGACUAAAAAGACUCUUGCAGCCCUUUGCAAAACUCCAGAGAGAAAGAGAGAGUGAGACAUUAAAAGGUUUUCUUUAGUUAAGCAAAUUAUUAGCACAUAUUUUGUUUUUGUGUUCCUUUUUUCAAACCUUUCUAGAAAUGUUGGUUAAUUUAUACUAAAUCUGUUUUAUGGAACUCCUGAAAAGUGUCUUGGACUUUGAAAAAAAAAAAAAAACACAAGAUAUAUAUUUUUAUUCAUUUAUUAUUCAUAUCCAUUAAUCCAUGUGAAGUUGCUCUGAUAUUGUUCCACAUUUUUCUCUACAUUUUGUUAAUGUCCCUACAAUAUUUAUUACUAUAAAUAUCAAAUAUCCAUGUUAAUAUUCUAUGUAAAAUAUUAAUGACUUUUGGUAAUAUUUCUUGACAGCAUCAGUGCAGAAAUUGGACAAAGCGAUUCAGCCUCUUUUACAAUGAAAACAUGCUGAGGUUGCUAUUGUCUCUGUCUGUAUCAGGUGCAGUACCUGGUGGAUCACGGUGCCUCUGUGGAGCAUGUGGAUUGUAAUGGGAUGCGUCCUCUGGACCGAGCGGUCGGCUGCAGGAACACUUCAGCUGUCAUUGCUCUGCUGAGAAAAGGAGCCAAAAUAGGUAAAAACAAGACUUUGUCCUCUGGGGGGUUGGAGAGCCAGCUUGAAAAUAAAGCUUAAAGAUGAAAAAUAGAAGUUGAUUCAUAAAAACUUACUUGGCAUGGAUAGUAAAAUGUGUCAUAUGUCUCUGGCGCUAUGAUGUUUAUCUUAUUUUGUCUGUGUCUGCAGGACCAGCAACCUGGGCCAUGGCCACCUCUAAACCAGAUAUUUUGAUGGUCCUUCUCAGCAAACUGAUGCAAGAAGGAGACAAACUGUACAAGGUAAAGCUCAAGCCCAGACACACUGCAUUGAAAAGUCUCAGGCUUUUAGUUAAUAUGAGUUUCCUGUAUGUUGUUUGAAUUUUGUAGCAAGGUAAAGUGAGGGAAGCUGCUCACUCCUAUCAGUCAGCUCUUCAGAAGUUUCCAGGAGAUGAGCUGAAGGCAUUACGACAGCUGAGGGUGUGUGUGCUGCUCAACCUGUCACGCUGUCACCGCAAGAUGAACGUAAGUUUGUCUGGCUUUCUCUGUGUUGACUGUGAUUUUAAAAAAAAAUCAUGCCCUAAAUGAAUUUUAGGAUCAUAACCUCACAACCUCCUGUCUUCUGUCUUGUUGUCUCAUUGUUUUUUCUUCACAGGAUUUCGGCCUCGCUGAAGAGUUUGCUACCAAGGCGCUGGAGCUGAAAGCUAAAUCUUAUGAGGCCUUUUAUGCCAGAGCCCGAGCCAAACGCGGUCGCAGGUAACCAUAGCAACAUAAGGAUAAAUCAUUGAACCAAUCACUUUAAAUGAAUAAUGCAUAAAUCCAGUGACUGAGUUUGUCUUUCAUAGUUAUGUUGAAAGGUAUUAUUCUUGUAGUCUUGGAUUUUAAGUAACUUAUUAAACAGACUGACUUCAAUACUGGGGCCUCAAUAUGUUUUAAAAAGCAACCAAGACCAUCAGCAACAAGACAAUUAAUUUCAAAGAGUAAAUUACUGCUGCCAGGAAAGUGUCAAGAGAUAUUGGUUUGUCCAUAAGGGGCGCUAAAAUCAAUUCAAACCAAAGCAACACAUGUGAUCUGCACAUCUAUGCCUCAUUCUUAAGUGCGUCAGUUUUGAAUAGAAUAUUGUCUUGGCUAUGCAAAAACAGCUGUAAGCCCUUACUAUUGAUAUCCAUUAUUUAUUGUUCAGAUAUCUAUGUGCUCCACCAACAGCCCCAUAAUAUUUCCAGUUCCACACAGAGGGUUAGUGGUCAUCAUAAGAUCAGUUCUAGGAUUGGUGGACUCUGUUACAUGAUCCAUCUCAGCAUUCUUCAGUCAUCCUCUGAAAUCGUGUUUUGUCUUUCUCUUUUGCCAAUCAGACAGUACCAUGCAGCUCUGGAGGACCUCAUUGAGGCCAGCCGUCUCUGUCCAUCCAACCGUGAGAUCCAGCGUCUGCUGUCCAGGGUCAAGGAAGAGUGUCGACAGGCCGCACGGCAACAAGACUCUCCCACGCCACCGUCACAUCAGGUUUAUCAUCAAAAUGUUCCUGCCAAUGAGGUCAGGAGCAGAGAUUCAGGCUGUCUGCAGGUGCAGGACAGAGAUGGGCUUACUGAGGAAGAGGAAGAAGGCGAGGAAGAGGAUGUUAGGGGUUACAGAGAAGGAGAUGCCCAAACACAUCCCUCUUCCCUAUCCCCGACUCAUCUGUAUCGCCAUCCUCCCUCCUCCUCCUCACCCUCUCAUUCUGCACCACCACCACUUUCAUCCUCUAGCCGCCAUUUUAGCCCUCCUCCUUCACUGAUGCAGUAUCAGCAGCAAGAGACAGAAAACAUGCCUGGAAACGGGGGCCAACAACACCAUCCAGGCUUUCUACACAUAGACCAGAAUCCAGGAAUGCAGCAUCACCACCAGUACCUGCCCAAUCAGAGAUCUUUCCAAAAGCAGAACUCUUGUCAAGCCCAGUGGCUCCAACCAGCUAAAGUACAGAUUGUCAGAACCAGUCCACCCAGUUCCUCAGUUCAGUCAAGUUCAGUCUUGGGAAGUUCUGCUUACUCCCAUUUUGGCCAAUUGCCUCAAGAACUGGCCAAGCUGGGGGAGGCCAUUGGCCUAGACUUCAGGCCUACCCUGCAGGUCCAAGCUGGUCUGGGCUCUGGAGCCUCAUAUACCCCAGAUGAUGUGGACGAUUUUGUCUCUCAGACCAGACCCAUGCCUGCAUACGCUAGAGAUGGAGGAGUGGAUAGGGCAGGGGUUAAUCGUUUUGUCCAGGCACGCCAGUUCAGCCGCAACCAAUUAAAAGCAGCCCACUACCCCAUGGAAGUAACAGAAGCCACAACAGGGCCUCCUGACAACCUUUUGUCAGCAUAUAAUUAUGAAUACCACCACCAGGGUGGACCAAGACGCCCAGUGAGCGCCCACCCUUCAGCUCCACCUCCAAAGCCUCUUUCUCACUCCCAGAGCACCAGUGUCCGGUUUUCCACCGGUCCCCAACCCUACAGUCAAGGCCAGGCCUUUAGGACAUCUGCCUCCACCCAGCAUAUGGACUUGCCCCCAGAUCUGGCAUCUAUCGGAGGGUUUACUGGUUAUGACGACCUCUUCCUAAACUCCUCUCCACAGUCAGAAAUGUGCAUUGGAGGUGGUACUUACCCUGGAGAGGCAGGCCGUUCAUCCAGAAACACUCCUUUUAUGGGCAUCAAUGACAGAACCAUAAGGGUCCACCAGCAGUACCAACAACAAGCUCCUUCCAGUUCUUCAUCCUGUCUCAGUCCAUCUCGCUCCUGGGCUGUGUCUUCAGUUGACACUGUGGUCAGCUCACCUAGCAAAACCCCAAACAACCAAGGGGGCCUGGGUAAACCCCAGCCAUCCUCCAUUGCCUACUACAACCGCAGCAACAACAAUGCCCACAAUGGUCACCUCCUUUAUGACAACCAGCUGGACUACCAAGAGGUGCAGCCAGGAGGUGGCCAGGUUGCCAGUCAGAACCCCUCCUACCUGGAUGUCAAGCUGGCUCGAACUCUGCCUGUCAUCCACAACUGCUCAGAUAGGCAAAAAGGUCCUACCUCCCCUGUCAAACCAAAAAGACCCUUUGUUGAAUCCAAUGUAUAAGGACCGAUUGGUGGUUUGAAUCAAGAGGGGAGGGAUAAAUGAAGAUUGCUAAGAAAAAUGUGCACUCCUCUGGGCCUAUGGGAUGCUUCAACUGUUAGAAGUGUAGUUUGUACGACAGGUAGUACAUAUAAUGGGUGGUUCAUACGCCCGGUAUUACCUGUGACCUGUUGUUCAUGCAUCUGAUGGUUCCUACAACUGGAAAUUCUUUCAGUGGGUGGAUUCUAUGACUGGUGAUCUAUAGCAACACUGGCCUGUCUACUGGCGAAUCAUACAACUUUCAGCUAAUAUGGCUGGUGGUUUGUGCAACUGUUAGUUCAUAUCUGGCUGAAGGUUAGAAAAACUGGUAGUUGGUACGAUCAGGAGUUCUUGAGACUGAUAGAUCAUAAGAUUGGCAGUUGUUGUUCAUAAGACAGAUAGAUCUUAUGACUGGUAGUUUAUAUAACUUGAUGUUUGUACAACAAGAUUGUAACAUGACUGGAAAUUCAUGCAACUUCAAGUUUAUACUGCUAAUGAAGUGGUAGUUUAUAUAACCACUAAUUCAUCCAACUAGCAGUCUGUUGGAUGAUUGGGUUGUACAACUGGUAGUUCGUACAACUAGUGUUGUACUUGACUGGCAGUCAAGUUACAGUUUUGUUCAAUGGUUAGAUUACGCAAAUGCUGGAAGUUCCUAUCUGAUAACUGGAAUUUUAUAUAUGAUAAACAUCAAGACAGUCAAGACAUUUUAGUUCAACUGGUUUCACCAGAAGUUUGCAAGCCCAGUGGGUCAAACAGCUUGAAGUCUGUUCAACUUGUGGCUAGUACCGGUAGGUUAUGUGUAGGGAUGGGAUUGGAGAUUACGUUCCAGCUGGUACAGGUUAUCAACAACUGUUUUAACUGUAUUCUCUUGAAGUAGAUCAGUACGACAUACUUGACUCACUGUAAAAUCCACUUGCUUUGUGAGACUGGCAGCUUUCCAGAGAUAAACUCUGUUUUAAGAGACUGUCCAGGUUCGUUUACUUAAAAAACAAGGUUAUCUGUGGUUAUGUAUGUCUGAACUUCUGUAUCAAUUCUGCUGGUAGCUAGUUGUGCUAUACAGAGGCUGCCUUCUUGGUAUUGGUCUGUUGAUCAAUCAAAGGCUGCACCUGCUAUAUUUUCUUUCACACUAAAAAGCUACCAUAACUGAAAAGGGAAUUCAUAAGGGACUGGAUUGGCAAGCAGAAAUGGUAAUGGCAUAGGUAUCAAUAGAAUCUUAUCAACUCCCAUCCCUAGACAGGUGACUGGUGGUACAUAAAUCAACAAGUCUGUUGACUGGCAUUGGCUAGCUUGUAGGUUGGACAACUGGUAGUUCAUAGCUCACCAGAAGUUUGUCAACUGGCAGAUCAUACAUUUGACUGUCUGUACUUACUCUACAACUGAUGGUAGGUAUAAGCAGUAAUUGACAAAACUGGUAGUUCAUACAAACUGAAUUUUGUACAACUGGUAAUUUGAUUGUCUGGUAGUUUAUAUAACUGCAAGUUUGUAAGACUGGAGGUCCAUACUGAAGUGGGUCCAUUCGAUUGGUGGUUCCUACUACCGGUUGUUUGUCUGGUAGCUUUCAGAACUGGUUGUUCAUACAACUGGUCGUUUGUACAGCUUAUUUGUUGGACUUGCAGCUGGUAUAACUGGCAGUAAUCAAGACUUUAUCAAGCAAUUAAUUUGAAGCAUUUGGCAUUAAUAGUUCAGAUCAAAUAAAGCACAAAGUACGCACAGAAAGUUGCAUGUCAACUGCAAGUCUGCCCAGUAACCAGCAAGAGAGACAGACAUGAAGCUCAGAUGAAGAAGAUAAGGGAGAAGUAAGCAUACUUUUACAUCAGCCAGCUCUAGUCAUUAAAAAAAGAAAAUGAAGAUCAGGAUUUGAGGGAAAUCUGAAGUAAUAUUCUUCUCUCUGGCUUACCAUACAUUUGAAAACUGAAAGUUAAAGUGCUUAAUUAAUGACUGGAAACCUGAAUACAGUCACUGCAAGUCCCAGUCUGUGAGGCUUGUGCUGGUCAGUGACCUGGUCCCAAGCCAUAGUUUGAGAAACUAGGAAAUGCUGUCAUUGAUAAGGCACUGACUUGCUGUAUAUAAAUAAUAUGUGAUAUUUAUCUUUUGAAAGUUCUAUCUGUAUUAAACUGUAUAAAAAUGCUUCUCUGAAAAUGGUAGACUCCUUAUUGAUUUGCCUGUAAAUGUUCUCUUUUUUUGUUUGUUUGUUUUUUUUACAUGGAACAAGGAGAUGAAACAAAUUCUUUCAAAAUGCCAAACAAAAAAAUGAAUGAAAGUUCAGUUUUGCUCAGUUUUGAGUAAACAUGUCUGUCUUGUAAAAAUACUUUUUGAGGUUUGGGGGUUUUCUUUGCUUGAGGACAGGGUUAGGUUUUUUCCUCUAACCUUAACCCUAACCCUUAGAACUCGUUUUGUAUUAUGUAGUUCUUUAAUUCCUAAUUUAUGCAAACCACAAGGUUCCUUCCUGAUUUCUUGGGGCCUUUAUGACUGUUUGUUAUGAAGUGAGUGCUUACAUUCUCCACAAGCUGCCAGAAACUAAAUAGGAGCCCCAUUUUCCCAACAUCUACUAGGGUGAAAGAGGUAUAACUCCAUCUCUGCUGUUUAGGGAUGGUACCCCAACAGAGAGGUGCCAAAACAGUAAGAUGUUACAGGUGAGCUAUUUGGGUUUCUUUCCCAUUUUUUGACCAAGGACAUGCAAAUAAUUUCAUACCUUACCAAACAAAACCGAACCAGACUGUUUGACAGGUACAUGACUUGAGGAAUGGGUUGAUAGUAGCUGUUAGAGUCAAACAAAGUCAGAUGGUGGUGUCAUUUCCAAUAUGACAAACCUGUUUUUGGCUUCAUGACUCUUUUUCAUAUAUCAAUGGGAAAUAUCACUGAGACUACAUCCAUGUUUUAAAAUGCCUGAUAGCCUGACAGUUAGCGAGCAUCCAUCCUGGUGUUCAGGAAAUGGGACUUUGCCUUCUUUUCUAAAUGUACUUUGUGCACAUAGUUCCUGUUUCUUGAGCUGCUUUGUUUUAGAGCUGCUGAUGGAGUCCAUGACCUCUGACCUCUUUGUAACAACACAGUCUCUGUGCUCCUUAUUUCUUACUGCUCAGGAUUUCCAUCUGUGAGGAAACGUUGUAAUAUCUUUAGUGCAAAAGCCAUUUUUACAGACAGACUGCUGGUAAUGUGGUAAAUCUGAUUGGAAUAUGAAGUUUAUCAGAAAAUUAAUCAGAAGUUCAAAACUGAUGUAAAAUAUUGAAACUUCUUCAUAGAGCAUCAAUGUUGUUUCAGAUCUUUUUGAUCACCAAUAAUGUGUUGCUCUGAACGUUUUAGAAGUUACUCUCGACCUUCUUAAAGAUUAUGAGCCACACCACAGAUAAACCAGCAUAACUUCACCUAGAAUCUGUGGAGCUGAUGUCGAAUGUGUGUGUGUUUCUAGUUAUUAAAGUCAAUGUUGGCUUUUUCCAUUGUGUUUAUAAUAAGUUAUUAUUUAAAACCCAGAAUGGUGUCAUGGACAAGGAAAAAAAUCCUUCAAAACAUCAUGAAUGUGUCAGCUCAUGCGAAAUAACUGACUGCUGAGUUAAUAUUACAAAGAGGAAUAAAAGUGAAUGAAAGCCUGGUGUGCAAUUCUAUCUCUGUCUCUUUUUGUGUUUGUUACAUGGAGUAUGAGGACACAACUUCUCCACUGACAAUAAGCAUAGUUAUACCAUAAAAUGAUAGUAGUGGUCUCCUAAACUGGUUCCACAAUCUCACCAAAGAUUAGACAAGUAGAUGUAGCAGACUACUAGAUGUUAGCAGCAGAGAUGAUUCAGCACUUUUACAAACCAACCCCAAGGUUGAUCCAAAACAAAUGUUAAAAGCUGUUACCUCUCUGGAUACUAACCACUUAAAAAAUGUCAUCUAUCUGGUUCAGUUAAACAAAAAGGUAAUGUCUCGUUAAAAAUUUACACGACCAAUGAAAGCAUUUGCCACAGUGUUGUUUAUUUCAAGUUUUACAAAGAUAAAGACAAAGACAAAUCUGACAAAAACAAACAGCCAGUGAUGACAUUUUCCAGUAAAAGCUUUGUAUUUGGCAACAGCACUGACUCCAGGAAAUAGUCCAGCAAAUAAACAGUGUCUACAUGUUUCUAUUUGGUUUGACACAUUCAAGAACAUGAAUAGCUUCACUUAAAAAUGCAACGAUCAAUAAAACUCUUGAAAUACAGCAGAACGAUGUGAACAUUUUCCUUCAUAACAGAUCAUUUAAAUAUAAAUUAUUACUUAACUGGACGAAUGAGAUACAUUUAAAAAAGCACGACAGAGUGAAAAACUGAAGGUCACUCAGUUUUUAAGGUAGACUGCGGUAACCCGGACAUAAAGGCAGACUGUUUUUUAGAGUGCAAUUAUAGGUAGUAUUUUAAAAUUUAACAUGUUGUACGCUGUAAAUUAUUUCAGCAAAGCUAAAAGUUCUUGGAGGAGUCUCUUAAUGACUUAGACCAUUAAGCAGGUUCAUUUAAGAAUGAUUAAUUUUCCUCAGAUGAAUCCAUGACACAGUUUCAAAUACAGUUUAGCUUUUUGUGAAACAGUGAAAGGUCCUGUUUUUCAAAACCUACCACGUUUUUCUGCUUCAAAAGUGUCAAUUUGGAUAUAUCUCAGGAUUUAGAGUUUUACUCAAUGAUCGAGCUUUAGUGUGAAAAAUUACAAUCUUGUCUGGGUUGGCUCCAAACAAGAUGCAGUGAUAUAAUGUGUUGAAGGAUACCACCUUACAUUAACAGAUACUCAAACCUAGCAUCUACAUCCAACUUUCGCGCAUUUAAAAUAAAACACAACAGCAUAACGUUAAAGGUGCUCAACAUAAAUAGCAAUAGUACCUAUAUACAUAGCAGCAGAAAAUAUGCGAUUCUGAUUAAAUAAAUGGGUCAGUAUCCACUUACAGUGAAGCCAUCAUGAUCAGGUUUGGAAGCUCAAAUGCUGAUAUUGAGUAGUGAUGCUAAUGUUAACAGAUGUAGUGGAUUUUUCAUAACAUGAUAACGUCUGGAGCAACAACAAGUUAAUGUUUACACUAGAAUGUUAUAUUUGAUACACAUCUGUUAAAAUCACAGUAUAGCAAAUGCUAGCAUACAGCUACCAUUGCUACAAUUACCUUCAGCUAACCAUGAGCAACGUUAACUUAUGGCUUUUUUUAAUCUAAUCAGAUACACUUAAAAAGGCAAAUUGAAAAGCAAAAACACAGAGAAGAGUGAGGCCAAUCUGAAAUCCAAAUAUCUAACAUUUUGUAUAAUUAGAAAACAGCUAAAGUUAGCAUACAAACAAGUGACGGUGUAUGUUACUGGAAGCUAGUCAUGGCUCUUUUGUUGAAUCAGGCUACCUCCAGCUACCUCUUAUUACUAAAACAGGAAAGUGAAAGGGUAAAAAUUUGGCCAAAUUUAGGUUUAAAGCCCAAUAUUUGCUAAAACGAUGGAACAGGUACAUCUGGGUAAAUUCAAAGUGAAAUAUUUGACAUUUGGCUAUUUCCAAAAUAAGAAAACAGCUGAUGACGGCACACAAACUUUUCUUAGCUAACAACAAUAUUAGCUUAAAUUCUAGGUGUUGAUGAUGCUAGCUUUUGGAAUUCUUCUAGUUUCAUGUAUCAUGAACGAAUCAUAGUGUAAUUUCUGGUUAACGAUAUUUGAUAAGAAAUUAGUAUUUGCAAGCGUUUAAAUGCUAACAUCUUAGAUCUUAGAUGCUAACUAAUAGCUUGUCUUGUACUCGUGCAAAAAUGUACCUGUAUUUUGACAAUUGUUUUGUUUUUUUCAUCCAGUUGAUCACUCAGGAAGUGUUGAUGGAAUAUCUACAUUUGACCACCUGUAAACUUGAUAACAGUCGUGCAACAUUAUAUCAGCAUUUGAGCUGCCUCUGCGUGUUCAGAAAUACCCGAUCAAAAAGGAUAGUGAAAAAAACUGCAGUGAAAGGCCAAAAUAAUUGAGGGAGGCAGAUGUAGUUCCUCCACGAUUAACAGGUUGGCAACAGACACUAAGACCUCAUUUAUAUAUUUUGUUGAAAGGGUUACACUGUAAACUUUUAGCCAGUAGUGGCAUAGUGUUGGUGACAAUUAUCUUUUAAAAAAAUCGAACUUAACAUGGGUCCUUAAUUUUGAUAACUCCUCUUCUACUGAGUCCUCUCCUGACCCAAAACGUUUUAGUGGGUUUAAGAGGAGACCAUUAGCACAGGUAAUCUAAUAAUAAGACACGGCUUGUUUAAAUACGAGCUAGAGCUGGCAGAUGUUUUUGGGAUGGUCAUGGUGUGCUGGGUGACCCCCCCUCAGUCAAGGUCUUGAAGUGGACCGAUAGAGCUUCUUCCUCUGGGUUUGGUGGACGUCUGUACUCCUCCCUGGUGAUCAGGUAGCCCAACAGCACUCCGAAAAC